GCCCUCUCAGGUAGCCCGGAAGAUGGCGGCGGCGAGAGGCGCUGUCGCCGCUGCUGUCGCCGGUGCGGACGGCUGGGCUGCGUGAGGCGAGCGGGAACAUUUCCCCCCUCCUGCUCCUGCUUCCGCUUCUUUAUCGCUGUUUCGGCGGGAACCGAUGCCGGGGACGGCCUUGCCGCGAGGGCUGAGGGGAGACGCGGAGGGCGCCGGCAGGCCUGGCGGCGGGCGGCGCUGAGGGCGCGAUGCGGGGCAGGCGCCGGCGGCGGUUCCGGGGGGCCAGCGGGCGGCUGGGCCGGCCUCUGCCCCCCUGGCUCGGCCUCUUCUUCUGCUGCUUCCUGUCGGCGUUGCUGGGAGGCGGCGAGGCGGCUCCUCUUCCGCAAGCAGGUGAGAGAGAGACCCGGGAAGCGGGCGAGGGGGUCGGAUCCUGUUCAAGGUGCAGACCUAUGGAACUCAGUGGCAGGCCAGGAGAGAAGCAGAGGAAGGGAGACAGGCGACCCCUCUGGGUUGGGCCCAUGUUUGGGGAAGACCAACUGACGUUACUUAAAGCCUUCAGUUCAGCGGGGGCAACCUUUACGGUUGGGCCCAGACGCCCCCCAUAUUUAAAGUAGGCCAAUUGCUGUCCGUGGGGCUUGAGCUGCUAAAGGCAAGAAGGAACAUAGGAAAGGUAAGGGGGUGGGGAGACAGCCUCUGGGCUGCCCCCCAACCUCACUCAGUUUUAGGGUAGACCCACUGACAUCAGUGAGGAUUCAGCUGUUAAGCUGCUGCCCCACUGAAAACAAUGGGGCUAAGCCAGCCUUUAAGUCCAACUGAAUCUGGCUCCAGUUCUCUCUGUGUUAAAACUGAUACAUCAUAAGAUGAAACCCAGGUGAUUGUGGAUGUGAUGGGGUGGGAUGCCUGGUGGCACUUUAAAUGCUAAUUGUUAGUAGCAAAUUUUUCUUUCCUUUUUGGUGGCCUGGAGGCCUUGUAGCUGUGUGUGUGUUUUAUAUAUUUAUCCUCUUUCUCCUGCCAUUAAGGAGCUCAGGGCAGCCGACAUGCUGGUCUUCUCUUUCCUCUUCAAUUUUAUCUUAACAGAGAUAGGCUAGGCUGGUCCAAGGUUACCUGACACAGUUAGGCAGUUUUAAACUCUGGAGCUGAUGGCCCUAUUGGGAAGGGGUGUGUGUCCCUCUUUAGAUGGUAUUGCAUUACUUCAGUCAUUUCAGGAUAAGGUAGCCUACCCCUCUUGCGUUGGGGGGCCCUUCUCACUUCUGCCCCCAAUCUUGCCUUGGUAGCACUGGCAGUGACUGUUGUGACUGAAUGGAAACUUGUGUGUCUUCUCAGGCCUAGUCUAACACUUAUAAUGGCACUGUGUAUGUCAUUACUUAUUAAUGUUUAUACCUCAUGAUAUUGUACCAUAUAACAUUAUUAUUAUACCUCAGUAUCAUCGUUUAUACAUAGAUGAUGUGCAUAAGUCCCUGCUUCGCAAUAGGGAAACAGGGGGGGAGAGAAGAAUGUUGGAAAUGCUAUGUCUCUGUCUCUGUACACACUUCCGUAUCUCUCACAAUUGCAGUUGCACACAGGCAUAAAGAAAAAAUGAGGUAAAAGGAAGGCUUUGUUGUCAGCUGUUACUGUUAAGAAUGACCACAGUUCUUAUUUCAUAUGCAAACUUAGAUCUUGUGUAGAAGUUUCACAGACCUAAUAUGCCUCUUGCAUUUUAUGGUUGUAUGGCCUCAUUUACAUUUUCUCUUGUACCCUUGUGUUUGGUAUAUAAAUAACAGACAACCAUGCCUCUGGAGUGAAAGUUCAUGAAAACUGCUGCAAUAAAUCUUUUACAGGUGCAAUAAGGCUUUUUGCCCAUCAUGUAUGUAAGAAAUUCCCAUAUAUGUGACCGCCAGUAUUCAUAGAUGACCAGGAUCAAUUUCCUUUUUCAUAUACAUAAAGAUUUCUCUUUUGUUGGGCAAAAUUUCCCUGUGCUCAUUCUGACUGUAUACAUAAUGUGUCUAAUAGCGUAGUUGAAGAUGAGCUAUAAUGGCUCAGACCAAGGGUCCUUUUAAUCCUUCAAAUAAAGCCCACAAGGUGGGCAUAAAGACACAAUCCCUCCCUCACUGUUUGUUCCCUGCAACCGUCAUUUAGUGCCAUAUUACCUCUGAACCUGCUGAUAGACCUAUCCUUCAUGGAUUUAUCUAAUCUUUCAAAAGCCAUUUUAAAACUAUCCUCCGGAGCAGCCACUGGCCAUUGCCACAUCUCAUGGAUAGAUCUUCUUCAGUGAAAUUACACAUUGUAAAGAAAUAAUUUCCAGAGGUGUUUCAAAUGUCAGUCUCUCCAAGGGGAAGAACUGCUUUACAGAUAAGUAAGGCAGUUGGAUCUGUUUUGCCCUUUUGACAGAGUAAUCUUCUGUCAUGUCUAUAGCUGUAUAUCUUGGACAUUAUACUUAGUCUGAAACACAGUUGAAAUUAAAUAUACAUUUCUGCAAGUAUGUAUGGCAUUUCCCCUACAGUUUUCCCCAAGCUAUUGGAUCUUUUUUUGUUGUUGUUGCUUCCAGCAAAAGUCAUUCCACGCUUACAUCGAGGUUUUUGGAAUGAAGAUUAUGGAGAAAGAAUGCAACACAGGCACGAAACAUUUUAUUGGUGUAAAAAAUGUGACCACAGGUCAACAGCAGCUAUUCACUCUGCUAGACAGGAGGGGUAUCUAUCAGUUUGAGAUUAGCAGCACCCAGAUGUGUUUCAGGGGUUUCUGUGUAGGCAAGAGAGAAGGGAAGCAUGAAGCUCGGUGGCAGGGCGGUAGCUUUCACUUGGAGCCUCUUGUGUCCACAAGGAAACAGGAAGUGCAGUUACCUUGAAACUGACAAAGCUGAGCUGCUACUUGUUUGUUGCCUGAGAAAUGUAUUUCAGUUUUAAAGUAUAAUUUCCUUCUAACAAAUUUCCCCUUAACUCUGUGGACACUAGUCUUUUAGGGAAAAUUGGGCACUGCCCCACCAACCCCAGUUUACUGUCAGCCAGCCCCUACCUGCCUGCCUUCUUACUUACACAGAGGGGCCUUUACUGAAAACGUCAUCCUCCUUAGUUUCAGUGUUCCCUUGUAGAACUCAGAAAAGAGGUGGGGGACAAAAGUAGCAUUAGUUGGCUCUGCCUGUCACGGGUUUUAGUCCCACCUACUAUUCAGGCUCCCUGCCUUCACUCCUACUGGCUCCAAUGACACCAACCACCACUGCCUACGAUAAAACUACAAUUCUAUGCAGACAUAAUUGGGAAGUGGGAGUAAGCCUUAUUUAACACAGUGGGCCUUGCUUCCAAGUAUACAUGCAUUGAACUGAGCUGCUGGUUUACAAAUGCUAACUGUGUCACACUUGAGUAAUUUAAGCUGUAAGAAUUGCCUCUCUCCUGGUUCGGUGCUAUGGUGAUCAGAUGCGAGGGAGAACAAUGCCCCAGACCCUUUAAUAGAUAUUUAAUUGAGGGAUUUUCAGCAGGUAUAGUUUCUCUUACUUCUGUUUGGCAGUUUCCUCAGCUGGUUUAGCUUGUUGUAUGUGAAGUUGUACCUCUUGAACUUCCCUCUGGUAUGCCACUAUUACAGGCAGAGAAGCCUUGUUCUCCUUUUUAUCUGGUCCACUAGAAAUAGUGCCUGCAGUCACUGAAGUGAACUACAUUCUCAAUUCCAAAUGCUAGGGAAAGUCCAUUCUGCUACCAGGUGGUCAAAGGGCACUUUCACAUGACACAGAAAAUCACCUUUGAGCCUUCUGUGUGUGCAUAUAUAUUCUGUAAUGUGGAAUAGAAAUAAGAAGAGCUGUGUUAAAACCAAAUGGUGGUGGGGAGGGUGUCUGCACUGUAGGAAAUACUUUUUUAAAAAAUGUGUUGGGCAUGGGACUCCCCCAUGUUUUAUUAAGGGGAAAUGAUCCUGAGAGUGUUCCCAGGAGGGUGUGGUUAUGGAGAGCACAGGUGGUAGAAUUGCUGUGAAGAACUGUGGAAAUACAAGGAAGGAAUAGGUGAAGUAGCAGUACUGCCACUAAGCUUGCGCAGAAUGCUUUACCGAAAAAGCACAGCAAACAUCUGAAUUAGGAGGCAGAGCCUUCAGAUCAAAUGUAAGACUUCUAGGCAGGUUUGAAUCUCAUCAUGGAAGUGCUAAGAGUGAAAAAAGUUGUACUGUUUAUAGUCAGACGUUUGCCCACCUAGCUCUAUAUUGUUCAUUGGUUGGUGUGGAUCUCCAGGAGUUCACAUAGGAUUCUUUACCUGUCCUACCUUGAGGUGUUGGGAAUCUAACCUGGAACUCAUAGAAUCAUAGAAUUGUAGAGUUGGAUCAUCCCUGCAAUGCAGGAAUAUGCAGCUGUCCCAUACGGGAAUCGAACCUGUAACCUUGGAAUUAUCAGAACAUGCUCUAACCAACAGCUUCACAUGCAAAGCUUGUGCUCUAUCACUGAAGUAUAUGAUUACAUAGAUGAAGAAUCAAUGGAAUAGCUGUGCACAGGCUUCUUUUACAGUGCAGGUAGCUAACAUGGUGCUCUCCCAGUGUUGUUGGGCCCCAGCUCCCAUCAAGCCCCAGCCAGAAUGGUCAGCAAUACCUGGAAAACACUACUUUGGCAGCUACUGCCUUACAAAAUGGGAAUGUGGUGUGGCUGGACACAAAGUAAUGUAAACUUCAGCUGGUAGGAUGCUGUGUUUUGUAAGAAAGGGAAUAUAUGUCCAGAAGCAGUAAUCAUCAUUAUUUCUUUCCCAGGUAUUACUUUCUCAGCUGAACUCACUUAUGCACUCAGAGUUGCUCUGUUGUCUAAGGAACAGCAUCAUGUGUGCUGAUCAUGUGUUCAUGGUCUCUCAAACAUCACAUUUAUGUCAUGCUAAAAUAAAAGUUAUCCCUAAUCUCUGUGUUACAGGCCUUGAUGAUUUGGAUGGCUUCUUCCCAGAUUUUAGUCAUACAUAACUGCUGUAACCUGCUGAGUUUGAGAGGCAUGCAGUGUUCUUUCCAUACUGUGACUUUAAUUUUGGGCCUGGCACACAUUGUACGGUGCAGAGUCCUUUCCUGCUUACUGUUAGUAUAAUCUUUUGUUCCUCUGCUGCUGCAGUUCUUCUUUUUUUUUUUUAAUGAUAUUUAUUAAAGUUUCACAUGAAAAGAAUCACAUUAAUAAAAAAAGAAUUUAAAAAGAAAAAGAAAAAUACACAAUACAGAAUACAGAAUACAAAAAGAAAAACGAAUAAAAGCAGUUAAAAACAAUUCCAUCUUUUCAUCACUACUUUUACAUUUACUUGUUUCUCGGACCUCCUCAUACCUCCCUCUUUUGUAUUCCAAUUCAGUUUGUUUGUCCAGCAAUUCCUUUCCCUCCUUUUUAAUCCCAAUCCUUAAUCUUAAUAUAAUAUAACAUUAGAUUUUUACCUAUUAAAAACCAAUUUUCCAUUCUUUCAGCCUUUUUAAUCCUAAUCCUUAAUCUUGAUCUAUAUAUAAUUUUAAAGCCUGUACAGCUAGAAGCCACUUAAUUUCAAUCCAACAUCACUCUAACAUUCAUUAAUUUUGCAAUAUUUCUGUAAGUAAUCUUUGAAUUUCUUCCAAUCUUCUUCCACCGACUCUUCUCCCUGGUCACGGAUUCUGCCAGUCAUUUCCGCCAAUUCCAUAUAGUCCAUCAAUUUCAUCUGCCAUUCCUCCAGUGUGGGUAGCUCUUGUGUCUUCCAAUACUUUGCGAUGAGUAUUCUUGCUGCUGUUGUGGCAUACAUAAAGAAAGUUCUAUCCUUUUUAACACCGGUGGGCCGACUAUGCCCAGGAGAAAGGCCUCUGGUUUCUUCAAGGAGGUAUAUUUAAAUACCUUUUUAAUUCAUUAUAUAUCAUCUCCCAGAAAGCCUUAAUCUUUGGGCACGUCCACCAAAGGUGAAAAAAUGUACCUUCAGUUUCUUUACAUUUCCAACAUUUAUUAUCAGGCAAAUGGUAGAUUUUUGCAAGCUUAACUGGGGUUAUGUACCACCUGCAUAUCAUUUUCAUAAUAUUCUCUCUUAAGGCAUUGCAUGCCGUAAACUUCAUACCUGUGGUCCAUAACUGUUCCCAGUCAGCGAACAUAAUAUUGUGUCCAACAUCUUGUGCCCAUUUAAUCAUAGCAGAUUUCACCGUUUCAUCCUGAGUGUUCCAUUUCAUGCUGCUGCAGUUCUUUUGCAUAUCUUCUCUGCCACUUCUAUUGGACUGCAUCCUUUAAGCGUAGUAUUUUUCUCCUGUGUACAUAUACCUCAUGCUACAGCAUAGACUUAAUGGCUCAGAAUUGUCUCUCAUGUUUUCUUUUUCAAGACUUCUGCCAAUUUGAAUUAUAUUUCCCCAUUCCAACAAUAAGCUUUAAAACCAAAAGCAUGAAGGCAUUAAAGUAUUCUAUUUACAAUAUGAAAUAUUAAAACCUCGUUAAAAUGACUUGGUUGUGGCUGUUAAAAGCCAGACCAAGCAGGGUAAGUCUUAUAUCAGGGGUCGGGAGCCUCCGGCCCUCUUAAGUCCUGCUGGACAACACCUCUCAUCAAACCUAACCAAUGGCCAUGCUGGAUGGUGCUGCUAGGAGUUGUGGUCCCAGCAUCUGGAGGGCUGCUGGAUUCCCUAACCCUGUCUUGCAGUGUUGCUGGAAGAUAUUCACACUUGAAUUAGAAAGGAACUUCCACAUUUGUUACAUAGCUACUGGGGGUCCCACAUGUUCAGUCAUGACAUACAGGUGUUGAUUAAUUAGGAGGGCACCCUUAGUUCAUCUUAAAGGUAGUGGUGUCUGUCUAUAGUUCAUGUACAGCUUUAAAAUUAGGUGUAUCCACAGCUCAAGUUUUUCUGUGACUGUCAUUGAGCAAGUAAUAUUGGUAACAUUGCAGCCCAGUUCUAAGAAACCACGAUUUCCUUCAACUUAGGCAAGCCUAUGUGAGCCUUGGACCAACGCACUUGCACCUCCUUGUCUUUUGUGUGCUGCUUUUGAACUAGUCACCAUUUUCUGAGAUGUCAAAACCCUGGGUAACAGUGACUUAAACUAUGCUUAGUGAAACAAGUCAGAAUCAGUCCUUAGUUUCAGAUCCUGGCUUAGUCUCACACUGUGGUGAAAAGUUUACAGUGUACACAAUCUACCAUUUCCUGCAUUUGGACAUCCAGGGGAAUUGUGGUAAAUUCAAAGUGAGGAGAUUUGAGUCUCCUUCCAUAGUACAUGAAAUAAGGGAAGGGGGAGCAUAUGAGCAGAAGACAUGUUUCUGCAGCUUCUGAACUGAGUCUAUAUAGCUGCUGGGGUAAAUGUUAGAGCUAUCUGGUGGUUGGGGCAUUAAUUGCUCCCCACUCAGUAAACAACCAAAAUAUUUUAUUAUACCUACGGGACCGCCUCUCCUGGUAUGCCCCACGGAGGACCUUAUGGUCUGCAAAUAAUAACAUCUUGGAGGUCCCGAGCCUCAAGGAGAUUAGACAGGCCUCGACCAGAGCCAAGGCCUUUUCGGCCGUGGCCCUGACAUGGUGGAAUGCUCUGCUACAAGAGACCAGGGCCCUGCAGGAUCUGACAUCUUUCUGCAGGAUCUGCAAGAUGGAGCUGUUCUGCCAGGCCUUUGGUCGGGGUCCAGUCUGACUCCCCCUCUCUCCUUAUAAGAACUUGUAUGAAAGUGCCCCCCAACUUUUCUCACAGGUUCAUAUAUGAUCAGUUACAAACAGUUAGGCUGGUGAGCAUUUAAGGUUCCCAACCCUAAUCUGUGGCACUAACAUAAUCACUUAAUUUUCCUUUUGCUGAAAAUGUUCACAUACAAAGUAUAAUUUUGAAAAUCCCCCACAUUCUGUCAUCUAUGCAGGUCUUUUUAGUUUACAAAGGAUUUGACAUUUCGCUCAGCAGCAUAGGUGAAAACGGAUUUGAAGCCCCUUCUCCGGCCUCCAAACCAACAAUAAAUUUAUUUUCCGUUGCACAAAGUCAAAUGUGUAAAAUGUACUGCUGCAGUGGAGUUGCUUUAUUUCUGCUACUGUCAAGAACUGCUGUGCAUUGCUUGGUGAUUAUUGCAAUGUUAAGAGAACCAUAUGCAUUUAUAAACAAGGGUGGCAAUGUGCUAGGGUGUCAUGGUUGGCUAUAAUUUCCCAGUAUGUUUCCGUGUACACAUCUCUCCAGAUGUUCUGCUUUACCAAAUGGCCAUGCUGAAAACUUAUUGUGGAAAUUGAAGUAACCUUUAAUUUUCUAGGCAGUAAUAUUCCCACUUCUGUAUUUAAAGAGUUCAUUUUGUUCUUUCUGAACAGUGUGAAGGUAUUUUUAUCUGUAGGUGUAAAAGAUGCAUUGUUACCUUGCUGUUAAUGCAGAAUACGUCUUUGGUUUACCAGCUCUGCAUCAACCUGAUAAUGCAGGGAAACUCUGAGCAUGUUCUAUAAACUGGGAAUAGGGUAGCAUGAGAGUCAUGUUUCAAUAAAUGUACGGUAGUUUUGUGGAUGCUUAAAAAAGAAAUUAACUCCAAGCCUGGGUGAUAGGGCAUGUUACAAAUCAAAUUAACACCUUAAUGGGGGUGUCUGGCUUGGCAAAUUGCUUUUCUAUUCUCUGCCAAGCAGUCUGUUCAGCAAGGCAAGCAGUUCUGGCAGGGGCUAGCAGCUCCCCAAAUCCUUGUGACCAUUUUCAAGGGCUUUUAAGUUGGUCUAGUGUUCAUUGUAGUCAAGGCUGGGUAUACUCUGUGCCACAAAACUAGGAGCAAGUUAUAUACCAUUUUGCAUAAAUCCUUUAAGUUGCAUGAGUUAGUAUCUGGAUUUGUAUAGAAUUUAAAGGGGGAAAGUCAAGAUGAGAGAGGGAUAUAUGGGUUGUUUUGUAGGACCUGUGGGAGGUGCAGGCCAUUCCUUUUGCCUGGUAACUUACAUUUUUGCAAGUUACAAUAAUGAAGGCUUGCCUGCUAUGUUACAGCUCUGCAUUUCUCUAGCUUUAUAGCUCUGCAUUUUUCUAGCUAUGUCGCAGGUCAGAUUUCUGCUUCUUACCUGUAUUGCUCCCUGCCCCAUUCUGUCCUUGAUUGUGCUGUUGCUGAUACAUUUUUAAAGGUUCAGUAUAUGGAGUGGGGGUGGGAUUGACCUGCUUCUUCUGAUCCUCAUGUUCUGUUCACAGGAACUAGGAAAACCGAAGUGAAAAUGAGCUGCAACUCUUCUGUGGCUUUCAUAGCUGCUGUUGUGGCUGCUUGUGGUUAAAGAUUUUAAAAUAUUUUUUUUUUCGUGUAUAAGACUAGGGUUUUUUCCUAAAAAAUAAUGUCAAAAAUUAGGGGACAUCUUAUACUCUGGGCCAUUUCCCCCAAUUUUCUUAAAUCUGAGUCCCCAAAAAUAGGGAGUGUCUUAUACAUGGGGGCGUCCUAUAGACAGAAAAAUAUGGUACUUUUGUUAUCUAAAUUCUUAACUACCCCUGAAGAUAUUACAGUGUUUAUAUUAGCUAUGUAUAUAAUAAUAAAGUGACUUGGUUGUAUCCAAAGCAUGGCACUAUUUCAAGUGAAAGUUCCUGCAUGUGCUGCUUUGAAUUUGCUUCUUUAUAGACAUUGCCAGCUGGAUAGUCAUUUGGAAGCUGAAGUUAGUGCCGAUGCAGAAGCUCUUGAACUCAAGUUCAGAUAACUAACUGUUGUAUGUUAAUCAUCGCUUGAUGUGACAAAAUAAGAGUUACUGCCUGCUUUUGGAGGCUGCAGUGCCGUUCAGGUGGGAAUGAAUUUAGAAACCUGAGUCCUGCUCAGAUGAUGGAGGAUAAAGUGGACAUGACAGAUUGGAACCAUAACUUUCUUGUUGUAUGUUUGGACACUCAACCCAUGGUUGGGGUUCUAAAUUAUGUGUAACAGAAGCAGUGGCCUGGUGUGAUAUCUACAUUCAGCCAAAGAGUUGGCCUAAUUGCCAAAGUAGAUUGAAUUAGUCUGUGCUUUGCAUUAGCUUCACAGCAGGUUUCUGACAAGGUUGUUUUAGACCCAGCUGUGUGAUGUAAUUGGUUUACUAAAUCCAGUAAAAUGGUUGACUCAGGCUGCAAUCAUAAACGCAUUUAUGAUGGCGUAAACUUCAGUGAGCGUGUGGCUUACUUCUGACUAAACAUUCAUAGGAUUGCUCUGUCACAUUGAGCUGGCAACCUCUGUGUACCCGGACUGUGCUACACUCUUCUAUGUUGUCUGGUAUAAUACUCUAUUAGUGCAUGUAACUCCUCAUUAUAGAACCAUUUUCUAAUGAAUUUAUAUUAGUAAGCAAAUUAGUAGAUUUGGUUGUAAUCUACACUUGCAAGUAAAUCCAGAAAUGUCAGUAGCCCACAUUCAGUUUUUAUUCCUGCUUGCCUAUGUAUAGAAAUGUUUGACUACUGUGACAUGAUGAUGGCAUGUGAGAGAAAACAUGCACAGUUUAGCAAAGAUCCUGGUGCCUCUUCACUUCCUUUUCUGUUGACAAGUGCCUGUUGACAAGCCUCUUGUGUUAAAAUACAGAUCCUGGGUUCUAUCCAACAUCUACUCUAAGUGGCACUAAUUGAAAUUAAUGUGCAUUAUUACUAAUUUGGAUGUAGUAACUUCAGUGGUUUUACUGAGAGUAAAUGUUAGCUGGAUACAACUCCUUAGAUUUAAAUUAAAACUUCAUAUUCAUGUCUGCCCUCAUUAACUCAAAAUUAUCCUGAAGUCUAUCUUACUGACUUAAGAAAAUUAUAAUGCCUUUCUUAUUUUGGAACUGUUGCCUUUAAUUAUCUUCCCUUUUUCUAUUUUUAAUUAUAACUAUUUAAUGUGUUCCAGUCAUUGCCAAUGAUGGGGAAGAAAUACAUCACAGAUUUUCAAUAGAAAUAUAUAGACCUAAUUUUAAUGUCUAAUGAAGAAGACACUGAGACUAGGGGGUGAUGGUGAGAUGCCCAUGGUACUCUGUGUUACCUAGGUGCCUCAUGUUUUCCAGAAAUAUUUAUUGGCAUUUGAGCAGUUAGGUAUUAAACAGCAAAGGGAGAUAUCCAGUGGUGUCUGCCCUGCUCUGCACACCCAGAAUCUUUUGUGGGGGAUUGGAGAAGGGAUGAGAAGAGAAUGAAGAAGACUCAUGCAAGUGGAUGCUUAUUCACAUGAGGCUGAUGCCACCCAAGAGUUGUAGGAAGCUGUGUUGGUUCAUUGGCAUAGUAGCCUUACUGAAAGCAACAAAAUGUCAUUCUAAAAACCCUUCAAAGCCCAGGAAAACAAGACGUUCUUUUGGCCUAAAGAACUUCAGGGGAACUGGUAGUGAAUAGCUGAGGGACCACCCAGGUAGCCACCCAUCACCUCUCAAAAGGGGCAGUAACUUGGUUGGACCUUUGAUCUUAGUAACUGGGCAGGUUUACACAAGAGUUGACAGUUCUUGAAAUAUCCUGUUCCCAGACAGCUUGGGACUGUGAAGCUCAAAACUAGUCAACUGUGAAACUCAUUAAGUAAUUUUGAUAUUACUUUACUAAUUGAGUUAUAGAGCUAUAUUGCAUAUAGAAGUUGUGCCUUUUAGCUGAUAGGUGUUGCAGUUUAGCUUCUCAUCAGAGCAACCCUGAUGUAAUGUGCAACGAUAUUUGAGAGAAUAUUUGACCAUGGUCAAAGAGGUAACUGAUACUGCUGAGCCACCUGACUUUGUUGACAAGCCUGUUUGUUAGGUUAAACCUACUUCUUGUGUGUUUUAGGUGAAUCAAGCAGUUGGAGUUCAGACUGUAAAAACAAAUUAGCAUGUACUCAGCUCUAUUUGCAGUAGAUGAUGUUAUUUUUGAAGAUACUGGGACAUACUUGCUAGGGUGGCAACUUUGUUCAUGGACUGGUGAGAGAAUCUAGUCUGUUCAUCCCUGCAGUUAUCUUUCUUACUCCACGAGAGCUUUCCACAUCUUCCAGCACUGAAUAGUCCUUAAAUCGCAUCUCAGGUUCUGGUUUGUGGAAUGCAAAUUUUGGUAACUGCCUGUCUGAAUCGUUUUGUAUACAGGACCGUAACUGGGUCUAAAGUCCAGAGGCGCAUGGACGCGCUUCUGCACAUACGCUGAAACCCAACUAUGGUUGCCACAUUGCAACGAAAAUAAUACCAUCCAGAUGACAGUUGAACAAUUGCUAUAGGAGGUAAAAGUGUUUGAAAGUGCUGAAAAAAAUAUGAGAUCUGCUGAUAACAGAAUGAAGACUCAUCCCCUAUCACCACCACCCAGUGGUAUUUAGUUAACUGUGGUUCAGUUAUCCCUAAUGUAUUUCCCAGAGCUUGGUUUAUGCAUUAGUUGUUUUCUGUGGUUAUAUCUUGCCUACCUGCUGUUAGAUCAGCUAGGUUUGGCAUGUUAUACAUGUAUAUUCAUAACCUGUCUUCAGAUGGUUAGUAAAAUAUGAUACAUACUUGUGCAAGCAUGUUUCCAUGUAGUUUCUGCAGGCAAGGAUGUCUUCAAGUGAAAUGAGGUUUAAAGAUAGAUGUACUCUUUGAUCUUUUAGGGUUGGCUUGUUGGUUUAGAAUGGCAAGUCUGUCAUCUCACUUCACAUAUUUUACAAAAUCUCGGGGGCUUUGUCUUUGAAAAAUCCUGAUUGUAAGUUAAUGUGACUCUUCUCAUAGCUGAACUGAUCUUGUAUUAAAACAAUGUUCUGUUCUAGUUGUCUCUCCCCCUUCCACUAAAAGCUGCAGAAAUAUGUACCAACUUCCUCAAAAAACUAGUUGCUCAGACUUUGCUGCAACUUGAAAUUUAGAGCAGUUGCGGGAUCUUUCUAAGAAUAAGUUGAAGUGUUAGGAUAAAUGCAAGUAAAGACAGAAAUACUUUAUUCCAGAGUGUCUUUCAUCAAAAAACGUUUCUGAUAUAUGUAUACCAUUCCAUGAAGAAAGUUAUUCCUACAUGGGAACCAAUACUUGCUAUUGGUUCCCAUGUCAAAUGUGAUAAAACAAGUUCAGACUCAUUUUAUAAUUUGAAAUGAAGACUUGGUGGUUGCCUUUCCAGCUUGUUGAAGUAUCUUAACUAAGUAUUGGUUAAUUAAGUGUUAGUGCCUUGGCUUUUAGAUUGUGAACCUGAGGGCAGGGACCGUCUUGUUACUGAGAUUUGUCAGCCACUGUGGGACCCUUUCUUGGCUGAAGAGCAAUGGUAAUCUUUUACCUUUGUAUGUACAUUCUGAACUUUAUUUGAUACAGGAGGGCUUCAAGCUUUAAUUGCACUACCUUCAUCAAUUAAUCAAUAAGAGCUUUAAUACCAGGUUAGCUUCCUCCACGAGAGGAAAAGAUGUGAGUGAAUGUGUUUAACGUGUAUUUAUACCCAGCAAGUAAGGAAUUCAGCAUAUUUGAUGUCUACAUUCAAUGACAACUCGUAUGGCUGUGGAUUGUAUGUGCAUGUUAUCUCUUAUGUAAUGCUAUCUUAAUACAUGGCAGACUUGUUUUGCCAAUACAGGGCCUUGUAUGCUUUUCUAUUUAAUUUUGACUUGUUGACAACUGGGUAACCCUAUAUGAUAGCUGAAGGUGAAACGUGUUAAAAUACACUGCCAGUAUUGCAGAACCAGCACAUUCCAAUGAAAUCAGCAUAGUUUACUUGAGACUAUCAAAGUGCCAUGGCGAAGUAUUUGGCUUUUAUUUUAUUUCUUAAGUUCAAGCUUUCUAAAUGAUAGAUGUUUCAACAGUGUUUAAAAUCCUGAGAAUGCAUGAUAGUUUUGUGAAAAGGUAAAGGCAAAGAGAGAGAGAAUACCUAUUUUUGGAGCCCCUAAGUCUAGAAAUUUCCAUAAAAUCAAUAUCCAUAAAACCAGAAAAAUAUAACUCGUACAUCACAAAUGUUAUCGGCCUUACUGCAGAACUGUAUAACUGUUCUGAAAUUUCUCUUCUAUAGUUAACAUGUUUGUGUUCCAAUAUAUGACACCAUGCUUAUUUCAACCCUUUGUUUUCUAGGGGAAGCAGCAGUGACUGAAGUUCCCUUCGCGUUGGUGAUUAUUUCUGCCUGCAGCCUUUUAGGCUUGGUACUUCUGCUUGUGAACUGUGUAUCCUGUUGUAAAGAUCAAGAGAUAAACUUCAAGGUGAGUACAGGAGAUAAUUAUUUGUAUCCCUUUAGUACUGGAAUCUGAUAACACACGUAUAUAAUUGUACUGUGCAAUGCCAAACAUUACUGUGGUCAGUCAAAAUCAAUGGAGUUUGAGGUGUCACAAGUAGCUCUCAAGUCUGCUUAGAUGACCUACUGUUGCUGUGCAGUUGGGACUGCUUCCUGAGUAACUUAUUCUGUUUGAUUACUUGCCUUCUUGCACUUAACAUAUUUUCAGAGCACUUAAGUAUGAACAUGCAGGGGAUGGGCUUUUCUGCCUGCUUUGGAGCAAUCAAGUAAAUGGGGAAACUUUUUUAAGGCAAGGGUCUUGCCAGCCCAUGCUGAGCCAAACUGACAGUACCAAACGGCCACAGAAGCCACACAUAAAUGUGUAGUUCUCCAAAUGUCUAAGUACAGUGGGACCUCCAGUUAUGAACUUAAUUCGUUCCGGAGGUCCGUUCUUAACCUGAAACUGUUCUUAGCUAGAGGCGUUCCUUUGCUAAUGGGACCUCUUGCUGCUGCUGCGCCGCCGGCACACAAUUUCCAUUCUCAUCCUGGGGCAAAGUUCUCAACUCCAGGUAACUCUUCCAGGUUCGUGGAGUUUGUACAGUGGUGCCUCGGGUUACAUACGCUUCAGGUUACAUACACUUCAGGUUACAGACUCUGCUAACCCAGAAAUAUUACCUCAGGUUAAGAACUUUGCUUCAGGAUGAGAACAGAAAUCGUGCUCUGGCGGUGCAGUGGCAGCAGGAGGCCCCAUUAGCUAAAGUGGUGCUUCAGGUUAAGAACAGUUUCAGGUUAAGAACGGACCUCCAGAACAAACUAAGUACUUAACCCGAGGUACCACUGUAACCUGAAGCGUUUGUAACUCGAGGUACCACUGUAACUUGUUCUUUCUUUCUAAGCUGGGAAAUUUGGCCUUGAAAUAGAUGAAAAAUACCCCUCUUCGAGGAAGUUAUGUUAUUGUUUUUUUUUAAAUAAGCAACAAUGCGCAAGAGUCAUGGGGAUUCAAUUAAGAAAAUAGUCUCUGUAAUAUCUGUGAGACUAUUUGUGACAUCUUCAUACAAUGCCUAUUUCAGAUAGGUAUUCAGUGAGGUUAGAUUCAUAGCCGGAGGAUGGAAACUUCAAGGUAUGAAUUGUUUUGGGGUUUUGGAAUGUAAAGAAUGAGACAAACAGGAUAUUGUUCUCCAGAGCUACCUAGCUAAACAGGGCUUGGAUGCUGAGCUUGAAAGAAUCUCUUUAUUAGUGGGUUGGGGGUUUUGUACCUUGGAUGUUAAACUAUCCCUGUGGUAUUCCCCUUCACUUCCAGCUACACUAAAGUAGCUAAACCGCAGUGAAAGCUGACACUUCCUGUGUAGGAGGAAAGCUAUACUAGAGAAUCUGUAAUAGGCUCACAGAAAUACAAAAGAAAUACUCUGAUCUGUAAGUUUUUUCUCUUAGGAGGGAUACAGGUGGAAAGCUUAGCAGAAAAUUCACAUGGAUUUUUAGGAAAGACAUAGGCAGGAUCCAAAAUGUAAAAAACACACACCCCAGUGUGACUCAUUCUGGACUUCCAUUUUUGUUAUCUACCUACCUACAAUAUAUAGCCAUCUUAUAAAAUACACAGCAGUAUAUGUACACACAAACAGAAAACACUGUUAAAAACAGUGCAAAAUCAUUAAAAUGCCUGGCUGAUCGGAAGUUUAAAGAGCUGUGUGUGCUUGUCAGCAUAAAAAAAUCUUCAAGAGACACCUGAAAGUCAAAAGCAAGAAUGGCAAAAAGAUAUUGAGCGAUUGAGAAACAAUAGCAGAGUUACUUCUGUUAAGAGACAAUUAAAAAUCACACUGGGCCUGGAUCCUGGUUCCAUUUUCAGAUCUUAGUUUUAUAAAUGCACAUGGAUUUGUCAUUUGUUCCCAGUUUUCCAUGUGUCUGCUUCCAUGGAGGAAUGAAGCUUGCUUAUGGCUCAGCUCGAAGUGUUCACCAAAGCUUUUAAAGUAUAUUUUCCAAGUUGUAUUACUUUUUCAGUUAACAAUUUUCAUUUAUUUAUUUAAAUAGUGUGCAUUAUAUUGGCACAAAAUACAGCAAUAAACAGCAAUUCAAUAAAACAAGAUGAUCUCAUAAUUCACUCGUGGGCUGCUUUACAUGGCUGAAAGAUGGUCAAAAAUAGGUUCCUUGGAGUAUAGACCAGCAGUUGCUCUUUCUAGACCAAGACCAAUUACAAAGUAUUAGGAAAACAAUGUUGCUCUAGUUAUUUCUUGCUUUGCCCUUAAAAUUUCACAGCAAGGUCAUAGGUUGUGUGAGCUUCUUCUGUAGUUAUAGUGUUACGUCCAUGCAACUAACAGAUCUUAACUUAUGAUUCAAAGAAUUUUUGGCCGUUAUCCCAUGUACAGCUUAAUGUGUAAACAUGCCCUCCGUUCUGAUAAACUUCAGUAUAAAUAUAUUUUUAUGCUAUGCUGAACUGUACUUUACAUCUUUGUGACCUGAUUACAACUUGAUUUCUUUUUCCCAAAACUGCUUUAAUGUUUCUCAGCUUCUUCACCUUUUUAAUUAAAAUAUGUAAAGGCCAUGACCUGUGAAACAACCACGAGAGUUAAUUAGGGUUGCCAUAUUUCGAAAAGUAAAUUUGUUGAGCUUUUUUUAGGAAGACCCCAAAAUUGUUGUGCUGUUUUAGAGCUGUUUCCACUGCUUUUCCCAUCGUUUUGCCAUUCAUCCGGGUAUUCCCUGACAAUUCGGCAAAAUCCCCCCCCCCCAACACUCUUUAUACACCCCAAAACCAGGACAUGUCAGGAAUUUUCCCGACGUAUGGCAAGCCUAGAGUUAAUGAUCCUUUUCACAACAAUGAGGGCUGUCACUUUGCUGCUGAAAAUGUUGUUGGGGCAGGUAACUUAAGUGUGAUAACUCAAGUAUUGUUUCAACCAAUAUUAUGGGUCACAUCAGGGACAUGGAAUAAAUACUGUGCUGGUUUACGUUUCUGAAUCAGGCAACUUCUCCUUGUUCUUCUGGCCUCGUUACUUCUGUAGGAAUUUGAAGAUAAUUUUGAUGAUGAAAUAGACUUUACACCACCUGCGGAAGACACCCCAUCUGUCCAGUCCCCAGCCGAAGUGUUCACACUUACAGUUCCCACUGUUUCUUUACCAGCUCCAUCACAGUUCCAGCUUCCUACAGGUAUGGCAUUUCCCUACCCCAUCCCCUCCACCCCAGGACUAGUUUCUGAUCCUUGGUCAAUGGCCAGUAUUGAUUCUCUGUCUUGUGACUGAAGCUUUGCUGUAGUAUUGAUAGCUGAGCCAAAGCAAAAUGUACAUAUUUCAAAGGGGGGAUGCUUUUAUCCUCUGACAGCUGGUGAGCUAGCCACAUGAGGCUGAGAGUGUGACUUGCUGGCUAAGGAAAGACUUGCACAGCUCACAGUUCAGUCUCUUAACUAUAAUGCUCUAUACAUGAUAGAGUGUAAGGAUUCUAUUUCUUCUGACAUAACUGGGGUUUUUUUUUAUAGCAUGGUAUUGCCUAUUAUGUAUUUUCCUGCUUUCCAUGCCUUCUUUAGAUGUUCCUCCCCUCUGCCUUUUCCCCUUUUAUCAGUCACCCACAGAAUGCUAUUCCGGUAGGAUGAUCUUUCGUAAUCUUACUUCUAAAAAUAUAUUAAAUGGGAACAGUGAAGACUUGAUAAAAAUAGCUUUCAUUUUGCUACCAUUUGGGAAAUCUGAACAUAAAAAAAUCUAAACUUUCUAAACGUGUAUUUUACUUGGAUGGUUUUGUGAGUGACUUUCUCUCAACACUGGGAGUAGGAAACAAGCAAUAAGAUUUUUUGUGGAGGCUUUGGGUAGGAUUUGUAUGCAGUUUAUUUAUUUAUUUAUUUAUUUGGCUUAAAGCAGGGAUGAGGAACCUCUGGCCUGCUUACCACUCUCGGCUUUCCAGGAGAUCUAAUUUGGCCUCCACAAACCAUGCCCACCUGCCCAUCAGCUGACAUCACUGGUGACAUCAGUUGAUGGACUGCAGGGCAGGGUUUAAUCCUUUUUGGCCGUGCCACCCUAUUCUCAAUUAUUAGCAUAAAUGUAAAUGUAUGACUUGACAGAGCUACAGGGAAUUUUUUUAAACUGCCUGGGACCUUGUGUUAUGGUCUUGUGCACAUUUGAGAAUAACUUAUUGAACACUAUCAGAUUUUUUAAUAGGUAAACAGGCGUGGAGCUGGACUGUAAUUCCCAUGGUGUUGAAUUAAGGUGAAACCAGCUUUAUUUGUGAGAAAGUGUGGGCAUGGCCUGAGGUUGGUUUCUCCUGCAUUGGGAAUUUGUUUCUCCAUCUCCUUUUGAGUGGGACAUCCUGUAAUACACAGGGAGGGGAGCACAAAUAUAUGUAGAUAUACAUAGCUAUCAACAUAAGUAGUCUUUGUAAAUCUAUACUAUGUGGCCCUAACCAUAGAAAGGGAAUGGGGAGCAGGGAGGUGGUCCGCAAGAACUUUGGCCACAACGAGUGUAUGCUCUCUCCACAUGUAAAAUGCAAAGAGGAAGUUUGAAAACACCUGGGGUUUUAAAUACGUGUUCGUAUUACUGUAGCAAACUACUCUAUUAUGCAUUUUUUUUGGGGGGGGGAGCACAAAAGCAGUCAAUCAAAAACAAGAUUGUGGCCACUUGUUGAUGUAUUGUCUUAUUUUGUGUAACAGAAGGGUUGAAAUCCCAAGUCGUCCGUCAAAAUCUCAACUAUAUCCAAGAAAUUGGAAAUGGCUGGUUUGGAAAGGUAAGAAGUCUGUAUUGAUUGUUGUAUUUCUCCAGUUAAUUUUCUGAUUCUAUGAUGAACAGCUCUUGAAUAAAUUGUGGAGUGCGAGCUUGCCAAUGUGUCGGUAAGCAGCUUUAGGGGAGAACUUUCACUGUUGAUAUUUGAAUUUCAAAAUUCAGGUUUUGAUGGAACCUGGUGCAACAUUAUUUCUCAAAACUCUUAACACGAAAGAAUGUGUUUGCUGCAGCAAUUAGCAUAUUAUUACUGCUUCCCUUCAGCUCUUCACAAUGUUUUGAGUGCUUAAACUGCAGAAACUUACAGUUCAAACUAUAGGAUGUCUACAGUCCUUGUAUACUGAGAAAGCAUCCCACCAAAAGGCAAUACAGUUUACAAGAAGUGGGAGAGAGAUUACCUUUUCCCACCCCUUUUCUGGUUUUGGGAGAGUUCAUGGGGUAGCCCUGAGAUACACUACUAUCCUGAAUCUGACUUCUCUUUUCUCAAAGUCCAGUGUUUCAUUCUGGAAACUUGACAUUUUGCUGCCAGCUCAAAGAGUGUAAAGUUUGCCAACUUCUGUAGCAGGACAGAUUAGAUAACAAAUUAAAGAUGUUGGAGAACAAUUAAAGGUGCACAACACCCAUUCAUGGUGGGACCCUUAUGAGGCAUAAGAACCCCUUUUCUUCUCCCCCUGCCCCAGUGUUGUGUAUGAGCAACCCAUGUACCAGACGGGUACAGAGAACUGGAAGUCUGUGUGCAGCUGUCUCCACUCUGCUUAGUCAGUGAAAUGAUAGUGAUCUGGGACAUCUAAGGAAAUCUUUCCAUAAGUGUCCACUCUGGUGACCAUGCUCUGCAUGCAUGAAACCCCAGGUUCAGCUCUUGUGGUCUCCUGUUAAAGGAGCUAUUGAAGAAAGAGUCGAGGCCUUAGAGACCCUGGAGAGAGCUGCUGCAAGUCAGAGUAGGUCACCCCAGGCUUGAUGGAGGCAGUGGUUUGACUUGAGACCUUACAGUGAAGGGUGGGAAAAUAAUAACAACAACAAUGGUAUAAGCAAGUUCCUGGCCUUCUCCGUCUUCUUCACAUGCCUUGUAGUGACUUUUAUUUUACUUGUGCACACAAUGGCUUCCUCCGUGUUUUCAAAUACCUGCUGCUUGUUUUUCAGGUUUUGCUUGGGGAGGUUUACACAGGCUCCAGUGUGGCCAGAGUUGUUGUGAAGGAGCUGAAAGCAAGUGCCAGUUCCAAGGAGCAAGAACGAUUUUUGAGGCAUGGAGAGCCGUACUUGUAAGUAGCAUCUCAAUAGAAGUGCAAAGUAGGAGGGCAUGCUUAGCUUUUCGUGAAAAUGCAUCGUUACGUAUUUCUCACUAUGGCCACCGAUAGCCUUGUCCUCUGUGGUGCACAUAAUGUGCUCAUUGUGGAGCACAUGAAAAAGUGAGCUUGAAAGAAUAAAGUUAGGCUACCCAGUGAGCUUUUAUAGCUGAAGCAAAAGUCUGAACUCUGAUCUUUUCAGUCCAGGUGCAGCAUUCUGAAUACUGUCACUCUGCCUCUUACCUCCUUCAUGUAUGCCUAGCUGCUGCAUGGAAGGCUUGUGGUUCUGUCCCUUUCAUUUACCAAUAGCAGGGAGCGGGGGUGUCACUUUCAGAAAUCAUCUGCUCACUGAAGAUGAAGUAUGCCGCUGGGGUAGGCAUUUCCGAGAUCCCCUUGACUCAUAAAGCUGGAAAGAAAUGGAGUAUGCCUGACCUGAAGAGCCUCUCUUUGUUUCUCUUUCCCUGCAGAAUUCUUCAGCAUCCAAACGUCCUCCAGUGUACAGGGCAGUGUGUGGAAGCCAUUCCCUAUCUCUUGGUAUUUGAGUUUUGUGACUUGGUGAGUAAAUGCCAUUUUAUUGUAAUAGCACAGAGCUUGAUGUUUACUUGAUUAUUUGAUUACUUGAUCAUAGGAGUUGUAGUCCCAAAACAUCUGUAGGGCUGAGUUUGCCUAUGCCUGACAUGGAUGAUAGGAGUUGUAGUUUAGUGACAUCUGGAGGGGCAAAGGUUACUCAUACCUGCUCUAGGGCUUCAGAAAGAUUUUCCUUGUAGCUAUAUUUUUAAAAGAUACUUUACUUCCAACUUUCAUACCUUUUCAUCUGCAUUUAUCUAAAGCAUUUUUAUCCCCCCGCGGGGCCAAAAAAAGGCUCCCAGAAUGAUUUACAAAUCUCAGUAAUAAGUUCUUGCCCUCAGGCUUGCAGACUAAGACUAUGAAAAAGGUAAAGGGAUUGGGGAAGAGGAGGGUGGGGGAACCAGGUUGGGGAAGGCUGACCUGGAGACUUGUCAGGGGGUUAAUUUGAACCAGUGCAGUCUUCUUGGAAUUUGUAAAAAUAGGCCCUGUAGAAAAAAAUCUGAUAUCUGGCCAACCAUCCUAGCUCACACUAAAUCAGGCACUGUUCAGGGGGAGGGGGAGGGGGAGGAGGAAGGAAGAAAUUGUUCUAACACAGAUUUCCCAAUUCACUGUGUUGUUUUUACACAUUUACACACAACAGCUUUUACAAUCAGCAUUUGGCAGUAAACAGUUGUUUGCAUUUCCUGGCAUGGCCACUUCUUGUAUUCUAGGUUGGUUUUAAUUUCAUUUAAAAUGCAGGCCUCACAGUCAGGUGUGUUGUGUGUUUAUCUUACACGAGUUUAUCUAAGUUUAAGUGUCUGUGGUUGUCUAGUGCGCCCGGAACAAGUGUCCUUUCAGAAUCUUAACGAAUUAGGUGGAUCGUGGGUCUGGCCUAGUUAAUUUUUUUUGCAAUAAGUUUCUUGUGUCCCUAGAGGUGUUCGGUGCUAAUUAGUUUUUCAUUUCAUUUCUUGUUCUUUGGAGGUGGGGUGGGUGUAGGACAUGACCUUUUUACUGUGAAAAUCUUAAAUUACUUGGCAGCUGUUCAAUAACUUACUUGUACCUACAUUGUGUCAUGCUUCUUCUGAUGUAUUUAAUCGGUCUCCAGGAAGCUCCUGCAUGUUCAAGUUGUCAUAGUUUAUAGAACAUAACUUGUUAAUACUCCAGUUGCUUGAAGGCUUAGCACAUCAUGUCAGAAAUUGUCGUGAUUCUGUGGCAUGUAUAAUCCAGGCAAGGAUUUCGCUUGCCAGCAUAGAAUACAUUUCUGUUGUAGCUGUGCAGUAAGCUUUUCGGGGAAGGAACUGGCCUUCAUAAACUUCACUGCUAAAUGAUGGGCAUACAAAUUAAAAUCCUGUUGCUACAGCCUGCUUCGAUUAAACCAAACCUUGUCUUAGAAGUGGAAUAAUGUACGGCUUAGCGGCUGCAAAAACACAUUGCUACUUGCAAGUAUGUGAGAUGUGCGUAACUUUUGUAAGUGAGGAGAGUGGGAUGUGAAGCUGGUGUUAAUUGCAUGCUGUGCUACAUAGCCCUGUUAACAUAGGCAGUUAUAGCCGCACUUACUUUGUGCAACUUUAAUAAGUAUCAGACAGUAAGUGCUUUCUCUGACCAACAUAGAUGGAUGUUUUCCACACACACACACCUUUUUUGUUUUUGCUGCACAGUUGGCUCUUAACAGGCAGUGAAAAUUGUGUCUGGUGGUGGUUAUAAACCUCUGCAGCGUGGUGGUGGCUUUUUCCUCAGUGGUAAAAAAUAAUCUACCUUGACAACCAAUGCAUAUAGGUUCUUCAUUGAGACUGAUUUUCACUUGCUUUCAUCGUAAUUCUCUGUACCUUCACCACUACCUACAUGCUUGAAUCCAAACAAGGACAAUUGCAUUGGGAAGAUGCAGGUCUAUACCUAAAAACCUGAUUGUCUUAGAACCAUAAGAUUGUAGAGUUGGAAGUGCUCAUCUAGUCCAAGCCCUGCUAUGCAGGAAUCUCAACUAAAGCAUAUUGCCCACCAUUAUUGCCUGAAAUAUAAAACAAAAUAGAAUUGAUCCACUGUGCCUAAGUAGAACUGUGAUGACAUCUGACAGAAUACUGUGUAAAGUGCUCAUGAGCUCUCCUAGCCCUUCAUAAGGUCUAGCUGCUGCUGUUUUCUUAAAACAAGCAAUAGCUCCUUAGUUUCCUCUUGUCUCAAAUGAUUGUGUAGGAACUAGAUGACAUGUUUGUGGCAGUCCUCUUAAUCUAUAAUUAACUAAUGGUGUAUCAUUUCCGAUCGUCCUGAGGUUGUACCAGGUUAAAAAUAGGGUAGUAACCAUCUUAUUAACUGUAAUAUAUUACCCAGCUGUAUGUGGCCAAUCUUCCGUCAGCGCACAGAAUUAUUUGUUGAUAGCAUGACGAAUGAGGAGCAAAGAAUCGUAUUAUGAAGUGGAUGUAACAUUAUUAUGGCAAGGCCGGCCGGCUGGCCUGUUAACUGGGUAUGCUUCCAUAGAAAGUAGCUCGUCAGGAACUUUUUGCUGCAGAAUGAUAAGAAGUUGGCAGUUCCGGGCAUCAAGUGUGCGCUCACUCUUCAGAGCAUACAGUUUACUUUUAAUCCUUCCUAGAACUGUGACUGCUUGAUUCUAAAUUUCUAGAAAAGAGAAGUACAUAGACGGGGAAGCUUGUCUUCUGUUAAAAAACAAAAGUGAUGUGGGGGGGAGAGGCUUAAAAACUGACAGUCAUACUGGCUCACAUCAAUUACUGUUUUUAACCUAGAUUAUUUUCUCCAGAGCUAAAAGAAAGACCCUAGAGGUCUAUUCUAGAGGUAGCCAACAUGGUGCUUUCCUGAUGUUGUUUGGCCUCAGCCCCAGGAAGCAUGACCAAUGGUCAGGAAUGAUGGGAAGUGUAGUCCUUCCCCUCCAUACAGUAUACUACUCCUAGAUUAUUUAUCUACCCAACUUUCCAUAUGCAAGUGCCCCUCAGCCACUCCUUCAACCUCUGGUAUUUUGCUGGUUUCUAGAUUCUGUCCCUUGCGAGCUCUUCCUUCUGCUCUCCUUUUCUGGAUUAGCCCCCAUUCAUUUGCUCCUUUGCAAUAUAUGUGAUAUACACAACCUUGAUGGCAGAAAGUGAGGAGGAAUUAAAGAACCUUUUAAUGAGGGUGAAAGAGGAGAGCGCAAAAUAUAGUAUGAAGCUCAGCAUCAAAAAACCUAAGAUCAUGGCCACUGGUCCCAUCACCUCCUGGCAAAUAGAAGGGGAAGAAAUGGAGGCAGUGAGAGAUUUUACUUUCUUGGGUUUCCAUGAUCACUGCAGAUGGUGACUGCAGUCACGAAAUUAAAAGACGCCUGCUUUUGGGGAGAAAAGCAAUGACAAACCUAGACAGCAUAUCUGAGGUUGUUGAUAUUUCUUCCAGCAAUCUUAAUUCUGGUUUGGGAUUCAUCCAUCCCAGCCUUUCACAUGAUGAAUUCUGCAUAUAAGUUGAAUAAGCAGGGAGACAAUAUACAGCCUUGUCGUACUCAAUUCCCAAUUAUGACAAACCUAGACAACAUCUUAAAAAGCAGAGACAUCACCUUACCGACAAAGGUCUGUAUAGUUAAAGCUAUGUUUUUCCCAGUAGUGAUGUAUGGAAGUGAGAGCUGGACCAUAAAGAAGGCUGAUCGCCGAAGAAUUGAUGCUUUUGAAUUAUGGUGCUGGAGGAGACUCUUGAGAGUCCCAUGGACUGCAGAUCAAACCUAUCCAUUCUGAAGGAAAUCAGCCCUGAGGGCUCACUGGAAGGACAGAUCCUGAAGCUGAGGCUCCAAUACCUUGGCCACCUCAUGAGAAGAGAAGACUCCCUGGAAAAGACCCUGAUGUUGGGAAAGAUGGAGGGCACAAAGAAAAGGGGAUGACAGAGGACGAGAUGGUUGGACAGUGUUCUCAAAGCUACUAACAUGAGUUUGACCAAGCUGCGGGAGGCAGUAGAAGACAGGAGUGCCUAGCAUGCUCUGGUCCAUGGGGUCACAAAGAGUCGGACACGACUAAACGACUCAACAACAACAUUUGCUCCUUUCCUUAAAGUUGCUUGAUGUUGGCACUUCCCAUGCCAUAGUCAUACACGUUCUCUACUCCCCCCCAAACACCCUGCUUCCCCUCCUCACACUUUCCAAAUGUAGCCUUAGAACACGGAUAUACUUCCUGGCUGUUAUUCUCUGUUGCUAUACAUGGGGAUUUGGUGUGUUCUCAGGAUUUUCCUUACAGCUGUGAAAACUGAUGCUUAAAGAAGCUGCUAAUCUUGGAACCUUUCAUACAGCUUAGUUUUCCAGUUGACUCCCUCUGUCACUAAGUCACUCAUAUCUCCUUUAAGGACUGCCCAAGGAAGUUUACAUAAAAACUCUGCAAAGCUUUGAAAGAAUAAGACACCUAUUCUGCUCCCCACCCUCAAAAAAAUUACCCCCAAAUAGAUCAGUUAGCUGCUGUAAAAAUCACUCUCAUCAUGCGCAUCAGUAGUAGCUUAAUUCCAGCCAGUAAUUCCAAAACCGAAAAUGUUCCACUACUUUAUUUUUCCAUGGAUUUUUUUUCUUUCCUAAGUUCAUGAGCAGCGGUGAAUAGAUACCAAUUCAACAUACAAUAUUAGCACAGCUUGGCUGUUUUAAAGAUAUGUUUGCUAAAUACAGGUAAAAUAAGCAUACUACAUUAGAUCACUCUCAAGGCUUCAGAACAUUUUCUAAUGCAAAUUAACCCUAAUGUGCAUAGGAAAAUGUUCCAGAAAAACCAUCACCAGUGAUCCCAGCUACCUUAGAGUCGUGAGAGAAAUGGAGAACCACAAGAGGAAAUAAAAAAACCCUACUGGAGUUGGAACAAGGAGCAUGCUACCUGCAAAAUAAAUGAUUUAACAAACAUUUUAAAACUUUUUAAAACUCUAAACAAAACAUGUGAAGCAAAUUUACAAACAGAUAAACAAAUCAUGUGUCUGAAUAGAUCCUCUGAAACAGAAAAAUUUUCAGCAGGCAUCUAAUAGAGUACAGUACAAAGCAAAAACAUACAAUGAUGGUGUACUAAGAUUACAGUUAUGCUUGCUGCUUAACAUCAAUAGGCAGGGAGUUCCAAAGUACAGGCAUUGCUAUAGCUUGAGCAGGUGCUUUAAAUAUCUCCCUCUAGUGGUUUUCUCUUUGUUGCAAGUUACUGGCAGGUAGUGGUCCAUAUGGGCAGGUAAGCCCUCCCCCUCUCCCCAUUUGGGAAGUUUGCAAUGAUGUGGUGAAGGUUGCUGUGUGGCAAGCCAUUACAUGCAAACAACUGUGUAUGCAGAGAAGGCAGCCACGAAGGAGGAUUUAAGAGGCUUCCAGAUAGCAGCUCUUUUUUGCUCUGGUUUUCCAGUUUGGUUUUAAAAUUCAGCUGCUGCUUGAUGAAGGGGGGAGGAGUCUCCAUUGUUUUUGAAUUUCGUCCUUUUGCUCCUGCAUAACAUUUGCAUGUGGAAAAAUGGUUCUUAAGAAGCAGUGUGUGUUAAGAUGAUCCAUGUGUUAUAGGAAGUAUCCUCUUGGAAAAGACAUUUCCUCUUCCCUUGAAUUCAGGAAGAAUGACUCUUCUGAGAUAGCUCUUUCCAACUGCAGUUUGCAUAACUUACUACUAGUAUUAAAUAUAUUUUCCAAAGCCUAAUCUGCUAACGUUUAAUUGGGAGCGUCUUGCUUGGCAACGUGUAUUUCAGUCAAACAGUUUGAUUAAAUAGUUAAACUAGAACAGUAAACUAUGGAUCAUUAGAGGGAGUUGGCUUUUAACAGUUCAUACGACAGGAACCAAGGUAAGAGCAAGUCAGUCGUGCUACACUAGUGCCUUUUUGAUAUUCAGUUUCCAAACCAGGAAUUGGAGAAACCUAAUGUAUUAAUUCCAGAAAAAUUACUGUAGCACAUUUGAAAAAUGUCAUUACUGUGUGGGUAACGAAUAUGAGCAAUGAAUAGUUCUAACUUGGCACCAUUCCUGAAGGAAGCCUUAAAUUUUCUGGGAUGCCAGUGGUAGAAACUGUAUAUCCUUUCCUUCCUCUGCCUUCCUCUCUCCUCUUCUGCUGAAGAGACACACAGUAGCAAUUUGGAAUUGUAUGCAGAAGCCCAUGAGUUUCUACUAAACCAGGGGUGUCCAAACUUUUUUCAAAGAGGGCCAGAUUUGAUGAAGUGAAGAUGUGUGAGGGACAACCAAAGUUGCUGAGUUUUUUAAAAGAUUUUCCCCCAAAUCUGUUGGGCUUUUUUUUUAGGGUUGAUGUUGAAGUUGUUGGGUUUUUUUGCCCAGUAAAUAAACUGCCGCAGGGGCCGGAUUAGAUCCCCGGGCCAGACUUUGGACGUGCCUGUACUAAAUUAUUGCGUAAAGAAGCUUAAAGUACUGUAUACUGAUUCCUGUUACAUCUUUAGCAUUUCCUUUCUGAAGUUCAAAAGGGAUUAGGACCACUUCACGCAUAAUAUAGUCUUAACUGUAAAUGUAAAAAAUGUGUGUAAAGGUGAAUGGAGGGCUGAUUGAAUGGUUUGGGAGCGCUUGAAGUUAACUGGUGGAGGCCUAGAUGAGAGAAUGCUGGGAGCCCCAAGUUAAGAUCAGGAUAUAAAGAAAUUAGCUUACAUUUUAAAAGUAUGAAUGCAACAUAAUUCACAUUUGCAACCAUAUGCUUGUCAGGGAGUUGUGGUUGGCCAUAGUUUCUUGUUGUACCUUCAGAGGCAAGCCUGGGUUUGGGAUUUUGCUUUGAACAUGACAGCCCAUAGUUGAUUACUAAUCUUGUUAGCCGUGAGUCUUCAGAAGCUAUAAAAGGAAACUUACACUGUGUUAUUCAAGUGCAGGUUCUUAAAACAAAAGAGUUGCAAAUGUAUGUUGCACACUAAAUAUGUUGUGCAUUGCAAAUUAACAGAUGCAUCUCCAGACUGUGCUAACCCAUUAUGCUCAGAACUGUUUUGGCCACUUGGCAGCCUGCUGUUGUGCAGAGGAAGUGUUUAAGCAGUUUCCCAGUCAAGCUUUGUUCAUGCCCUUCUUCAUCUCUGCUUUUUACACUUGCAUUCUGGAAGGUGUGGGUUAAAGUACAUUUUUGUGUGAGCUAUUUUAGUGCAAAUGAAUUUUGAAUAGAAGCCCGUCCAGGAGAAAUGGCUUCCUUAAAAAACAAAAUAACACCCCCCCCCGCGCAAAACAUAGGGCAGUAGACUCAUUUAACAACCUGUAAUCAUUUUUACUUGCAAAUUGUAGGAGGUAAUUCAGCAAAUGGUGUCUUGCUGUAAAACAAACUUCUCUUAUGCUGCUGUGACUUUUGCCUAAUAGUUUGCUGCCAUCUAGGGUUGGUGAAGCAGUUUUGCCUCUGCUUUGUGCACAUGCUUCUGUAAUGUGUUCAUGGGUUGAGGCAUUGCAGGUUAGAAGCCAGAUAGAAUUUAGAUGCUGCCUCCAACCCAAUGCUUUUCAGUUGCGCCCAGGCAUCCAGCGGCCAGUUAACAAACAUAGAAUAGUUGAGUGGUGGGCAUCCAUUUAUGAAUGAGAGAUGUACACUUUGAAAUUUACCGUGGAACUUCUGUUCCCUUCACCUGUCUGCAGUUUUCUUAUACAGUCUACUGCUAAGUGUCGUGUCCUCUUGCUUCAAUGAAUAAAUGUUGAAACUCAAGAUUUGUAGUACUGUAGUAUCAUUCUCUCAGAUCAGUUCGUGUGAUCCUAGUAUAGUAGAUGUGUUUUUCAGAAUACUUGAGUGUGGUGUGAGUCUGCUUUAAUCCAGCCCUUAUGUGCAGGGCUGGUGCAGUGUAGUGGCUAAUGUGUAUGAGAGAUACAGGUUCAGAAGCACAGCCACUUUGCACAGAGAUCAGUGCUGCUAUCCAUCCUUCCAUGCAUUGUCAUUCUUGCCUCUUAUCCUCUUAGCCCCUUUCUUUUCCUGUCCCAAAGAAGACCUGUGGGUAUAGCUUCCAUUUUUCAUUUCCCCAUAACUUUAUUCCAGACCAGUUAUUAUAAGUGCAUAAAUAAGUCCUGAAUGGCUUUAAAACAGUCACGGUGUGUACCUCGGCUGCCUUUUUAAAGAAACGUUAUAGAGACUUGAAAUUUGACGACAGUGCUCUCUGAGUGCAAGCUUAUUUAUAACUAAUAUUUAUAACCUUGUUGACUGGCAAGACCUAAACUGCGCUUAGCUGCUGCUUCAUUAAAUAACUGUUAAGUGCAACCAGCUUGAGAAGGCAUUGAUGACUGUUCUUAUUUUACAGGGUGACCUAAAAACGUACCUUUGCAAUGAACAGGAGAACAUUAAAGGAGAUUCCCAAAUAAUGCUGCUACAGAGGAUGGCGUGUGAAAUUGCAGCUGGACUCUGCAUAAUGCAUAAACAUAAUUUUGUCCAUGGGUAUGGCUUCCAAAUGAAUAAUGCUUUUGCAUUUACAUUACAUAAAAGACAAAGACAAAUCCCUUAGUUCUGAAAUACUAGAUUUAGUAGGUUCUAAGGCAUGCUGAAUUUAGCAGCAACCUUCUUAUUUGCAUUUCCCGCUACCCCACGCCAGAGAAUAGAAAGACGUUUGCAGUUCUGUUUCUUGUUUUGCUUCGAUCCAUGAGUUGGAAGAUCACAAAGUUGACAUCUCAUCACAUGAGUUGGAGGUUGUGGCUGCAGCAUAGUCUUAUAAAUGCACACAUUUCUUCAACUGAAUCGCAACCCCUUUUUAUUUUACAGUUUAUGUAUGAAUAAAACGUUGACAUGAAUGGGGCCGGUAACUGAACUGCCAUUUAUCCACUGAAACUCAACCCUAAUGAAAUUGCGUGUAGUCUGUCUAUGCAGUGGUUGUCUGAGGUUGCCCUGCAUGACUUGCACAACAGUAUUCGAAAAGCAAAAGUACAUACUACAUUGUUUUUGCUUGUUAAGAAGCGUGUUUAGCUGGCCACUUCUAUUUUCUAUUUUGAAGAAAAAACAGCUGCAGGACCCUGAUCUAGACCCCUUCCCCUGUUUCCUGCCAAAUAUAUCCCUCUUCCCCCCACCCUCCAGCUGCUGUUUGUUCACAAAGAUGUCAUUUGCAGCAGACUGGCCUAAGAUCACCAAGUGAAUGUUGCAGCUUCACUCAUGCUUUCUAGCCAAAGUCCAAUAUUUGAUCCAUUUCACCAUUCUGGUUCUCCAGGGCUCAGAUAAGCACAUGCGUAUGUUCCAUGAUGAUUUUUGAAUGGCUGGUGCUAUAUUUAAAGCUGUAAUCUAAUACUGUGCUGUGUCAGAUGAGCUUGGCUACAUUAUUGAUUUUUUUUUUAAUCAUAGGAGCUAUUGUGAACUUUUGUUCUCACUGCAGCAUUUUUGAUAUUUUUUUCCAGUGACCUAGCCUUACGCAACUGCUUCCUUACAUCCGAUCUAAACGUAAAAGUGGGAGAUUAUGGAAUAGGAUUCAGUAGGUAUAAGGUAAGUUGACACAUUUACAGAAUGGCAGUGGCUAAAGUUACAAAUUACUGUUUUAUGUGGGCUUGCUGAACUGUGAGCAGUUCUGUAGCUUGAUAAUGGUGCACAUUGUAAUCUCCAUUUUUAUACUGCUCUUUGAUGCAUCUGUGCAUGUUGGACUUGCUGAUCUUCUCCAUCUACUCUUUGUUCUAGUGCAGUAAUUUGCAUAUGUCAGUGGGAUUGUGCCAUUUAAGAGGUACUAUAUACUGCUGAUAUUAAGGCCUGUGCAAUCUUGUGCUAGUAACUGAAUCCAGUAGGAUUAGGAACACUCUUUAAAAAAUUAAAAGCAGCCUCUGGUGGUGUUCUGAGGCAUAGAGAGGGCAUGCUUAAUCCUUCCCCUGGAUGUUUUUUCUGCAUCCUCCCUCCCGUCAUUCCUCCAGUAAAAAUGGCAAACCACUAUUGGCUGCUUCUCAUUUAAACAGAAAACUUGUUGGAGCUUCAUUUCACCUUUGCUUGCACCAUGUAGUGCAUUUAAUGAGCAUCAAAUGUACCUGAACUUAUAUCCAUACGAUGAUAGUCAACACUGGUUAUUUAAACUUGUUUGGAUGAAAUAUAUGGCAUUAGAGUGAAUAAAUAUUUUCUCUGCAUGUCACACAGCUAAAUUUCUCAUUUUUGGUAAACAAUUUAAAUUUGUUUUUGCAUUAUAAAACCUGAGUGCCAUGGAUCAAUAAAAUAAAAUACUAGGUUCCACCUAAAUGCUUUAAUUUUGUGGUCUAGCUACCAGUCUGUUUCUUGAGCAGUCUACUUUAAUGUGGACCUACAUAAACCCAUAGGAAACACUGCCUGGACAUUCUGAUUGAUUGCCCCAAUCUUUUUCUUUCUGUCUCCAUUCUACUGAUUCUGCUGUCACCAGAUGGCACUGAAGAUGGUCCAUGCACCCAACCACCAUAGUAGUGCUCUGUAGCUACAGGAUAAUGCUGUACAUGCUGAGCAUGUAGCUUUUGCUUUCCCCCUUCCACCGUAUAGCUUCCACAGUGCUUCUCUGCUAAGAGACAGUAGUAGGGAGGCUGUGCAACUAGCUCAGUUCCCACGGCAGCAGUGCUGAAGUAUAGAGGCAAUUAUUACUUGCCAGAGAUGUCUAGGUGAGCACUGAAUUGCAGGUUUCCAAUGCAGAAAGGCUGGCCAAAAGCUACAGAAGCCAAAAAGAGGAAGCAAAGCCUCAGCUAUACAGACUAAGUUAAUCAUUACUUAUUGAUUUUUCAGUUGAACUAAAUCAAUAGGAAAUUCAGCCAUAGAAUUAAAUGUUGGAUUUUGCCCAAUACAUUUCAGAGUAUUUCCACCUUCUGGGGCAAAGAGAUUUCUGAUCAUUUUUUGGUAGUGAUUUAUUUAUGUCAUUUGCUUCUGAAAGACUCUACUCCAAAACACACUGGGCACAUUGCAAUCCCCAAUAUUCCCUCCAACUUUAGCUUCAUUUUGAACCUUCAUUGCGGUUUUUUUUUGGCUUUGGUUCCCUCGUGCUGACCCUUCUUUUUUCGCAAAGGCAAUUCAAGGGUUCUCUAAUUCCAAGGAAUCUGAGGCAUGAGAGAACAAACAGCAUUUGACAAUGUGUGGUUUUUGUUUGCCCUUUGAAUUUUUUGUCUCUUUCCUUGAUAUAAUAGGAAGAUUAUAUUGAAACAGAUGAAAAGAAGCUUGUGCCUCUUCGAUGGACUGCACCAGAGCUGGUGACUAGCUUUCAGGACAGACUGUUAACAGCUGAGCAAACAAAGUACAGUAACAUCUGGUAUGAAAACAAUAGUCUAAGGCUUUGCUUAAUUGAAAGUGUUUGGCCUGGUUCAGAGGGAGAUCUUGGCCAGGGUUGGGACAUUUGUGGCUCUCUAGAUGUUGGACUACAGCUCCUGUCAUUCUUUGGCUGUGCUGGUUGGGGCUGAUAGGAGCUGGAGUCCAGCUUUGGCACUACCUUCUCUCUGUGUGAGAGGGGAAAGGGAAGAGAGCUUCUGCUUUCACUUAAAGCAAACUGCAGUUUGCUGCUUUAUACAAACUCAAAGAACCCUGGUUUGUUUAAAAUACCAUAUGUUAAAAAUAAACCAGAGUUUCAAACCAUGGUUUGAAACUGGUUUCUUGUAACUGAUUGUCUCCAGAACAAACCACAAUCCUAUGAAUUCAUACGUAAUGGCAAACUGCUGCCUCUUUCUAAAGGGAAAAUGGAAGUUCUCUGUCCUUGCACACAGAGGAGGUAGAGAAAAAAUUGGCAAGGCAGAGAUUGUUGAGAUUGUUUCAGCCAUUCCUCUGACUGACACGAGUGUGUUAGAACUGUCGGGCAGUUCCUUUGAAAACAAGUCUGCAGAGUGGAUUGCUAGCAUGCAUAUAUAAUAUAUAUCUCCAAAGGCCCCAUUUUAAUUUUACUGAAAAUGUAACAGGGUUGGGAUUUACUAUUGAGUAGUAGAACUGAAAUAGGUUUUUGCACAUCAAAAUCCCUUUCGACAUAGCUUAUGGACUGAGUACCAUGAUGGGAUAAUUGUGUUGUGUUCUGGCAUCUUGUUAUUGAAGACUUUUAUUUUUGCAGGUCACUAGGUGUAACACUAUGGGAACUUUUCAGCGGUGCUGUGAAGCCUUACUCACAUUUAUCUGAUGAUGAAGUUCUGGUGCAGGUCAUAAAAGAGAAGCAGACGAAGCUUUCAGAACCUCGUCUUGAGCAGCCAUAUUCUGAUAGAUGGUAAAACUUGAGUAUCUGAAGUCUAUAUCCAGUUAUAUUCCAUUAAUUUCAUCAGUCUUUAAAAUAGCUAUUUAAGACUAAUAGGAAAGGGCAGAGGUGGGCAGGUUGUGGCUCCCUGUGACCAUCUAGUGGUAUUGUGACUGAGCAGAUAUUGAAUAUUGGGAGGUCUGUUUUGUAAUGCCAAAAAUAAGUCACAGUAGUAAAAAGUUUGCAAGCACUUAAUAAGUAGAAGUAAAACAAUUGGCAUGUUUCUCAAACUUAAGAAGACUUAUUGCCUAUUGAAAGGAAUUGUUGUCCUGAUACAUCAUUGACUUUUCCUAAUGGCCAUUAUUACCUACAUUAUUGAAAAUGGAAUAUGUUGUUCUUUUCAUAGGUAUGAAGUUUUACAGUUCUGUUGGCUGUCUCCAGACAAGAGAGCAACAGCAGACGAAGUGCAUAAGCUUCUAACGUAUCUCCGUAUGCAAAGUCAAAGGGAUUCGGUGAUUGAUCCUGAACAGUGGAAUGAUCUCAAGCCUGAUACUUCAAACAGAGAGUCCUCUGGUAACUCUGCCUUUCCAAUCCUGGAUCAUUUCACAGGCAACAGGUUUGGCCGUGAGAUGGAAGAAGUUCUCACGGUAACUGAAACAAGUCGAGGGCUCAACUUUGAAUGCAUCUGGGAAGCAGCCAAACAAGACCACUUUGAAUGCAGCCAGGCAAAUCCUGAUGAGGGAAUGACUUACACCAAUAUCUUCUUCCCAGUGGAGGUUUUUGAGAACACACUUACGGAGCAAGGACCUGGGAAUCAAGUUGAAAGUGGGCAGGAUGUGCUUCGUGUCCCUGGGGAACUUCCCGUGUUUAAUGCCCAAAACCCUUCUGUUGGAAAUGAUUAUUACAUCCAGUUAGAAGAGAAGAGCAGAGACAAUAGUGUAAACUUUGAUAACCAGGAUUCUAUAUUGAUGACUGACAUGGACAGUCAUGCAGUUGUAAAGGACAAAAACUCUCACUUCAUAGUUCUUGGGGACUUUGCUGCUGAAUCCACUACAGAUGGGGACUCUCUCCAUCACAAUACAUAUCCCAAGGGACAGGAUUUCCAUGUUCAUUGUCCUGAAAGUCCUUUCCAAGAUAUAUUUAGUGAUAUUGACAGAAUGGAACAAUUUACAGAUAUGAGAAAUAGGUUUGAGUUGGCUGAUCUAAAUGAUAUUCAUGUCGAGCUUGAAGCAGUUUCAUAUUCAGGUCUUGAGGAGUGUGUAGUUGAUCAGCUCCAGAAGAGAAGUCCCAGACAUGCUUCUGAAAGUGAAGCUGUUUGCUUGCAGGAGGAUAUCAUAAUGCAGUCCGAUCCUAGCUUACUGACUUCAGAAGAGCUGUCAGAUAACUUUCUUUUCCUUCAAGAGAAUAAUUUAUUAAAGGGGGCACUGAGUAACAGAACUGGUGGUGGUGACUUAAAAAGAGCAUCUGACAACACAAAAAUGCUAGAUCCACCAAAUACAAACUCUCUGGGGGUUGAACUUAAAAUGGAUGGGAAUUCUCCAGUCCAUGAAGAUGAACAUUUUGUGCAAAUGAGCACAAAUAAAAACAAAAGUAUUCCGCCCCAGCCCCUUAUGCAAGGUCAAAUGUCUCCUAGGUCACCUGCGAUGGAUAAGGAGCAGGUAUCCCCCUUAUCAGGAACUGAAAAACCCUCUCCUAACAUAGAAGUUAAUGAUAACUCUGCCUGCAGUAUUGAUUACUCUUACCUUGACAUGGAUCAAGUCUCUGAAGCUGGCUUUAAUGAAACGUUAUCCAUGAAUGCCAAAAACCAAACUAAUGGGAGUAGCCCCUGUCAUAGCAUUGCACUUCAUGCUCAAGAGGAAGAAAGACAGCAGAAUAAGCAGGAACUUAAAUGCAAUAGUAGUUCUUGGGGGGAGCUGAUUGAGGAUCUGAAGAAUAAGCCAUCUGGAUUAGAGCAAGGUGAUGAGUAUAUUCUGGAGCCAACUGACGAAGCUUUAACCAAGGUUCAGAAAUGUAACAAGGAGACCCCGAUCAAAGACAUUGCUCUUUCCUCUGUCCUUCCUUCAGACCGUACAAGUCAUGACAGUCUACUGGAGGACAGUUUAUCAGCUCCCACACAGAGCAUGGGGCAGUCUAUUGAUACACCAGACUCAUUGGAUUCAUUAGAUGUUAUUGAGGUCUUAGAGUCUUUAGUGGGUCAGAGCCCACAGAAACCUUUGCCACCUGAUAAACCUGCUGACAGUGGCUAUGAAACUGAAAACCUGGAGUCUCCUGAAUGGACUUCACACCUUGUUGGCAGCAACUCCAAUGAAGACAUGGCUUUGUCCAGUGCUGCUGGUGAUGGUCUUUUGCAUGAUAAGCCUAUGAUCAUUCUGUCGUCAGAUGUCAAUACAGACUUAGACACAGCAAAUACCAUGGAUACAUUUGAAGGCAUCUCUAAGGCUUCUUUUGGUGGCAUCCAGAAUUCGUACAGAGAUUCCGCCUAUUUUUCUGAUAACGAUUCUGAACUAGAUAAGAAAUCUGAGGUUACAAAUACAUUGGCAGACGCUCAAGUACGAACAGAGGGUGGUAUGUGCAGUGACUACUUUGAAAUAGAAGAGCACAAAAAUGCAGAAAAUCGGUUAAGUGAUGAUCAAGUAGCCAGUGACCAGUUCACAAAGAACUCACACUUGCAGCUAGAGUUGGAGGAGAAGCUGGAGAUCACUGAAACAAAGCAAGAGUAUCUUCAUAAAGGUGACAAUACAGCUUCAUUGCUACCUGUGAUAGAACUAGAGCCUACUGAUGAAGAUGACAUUGAGAUCAUAUAUGAGGAUUCCCCCAGAAGUGUCUCUUGCACAGGCACUAACACAGCAGACUUCCUUCCUGAGAGAGAUCUAAAGCUCACCCCUAACUUGUAUGGCCCUGCUGAAGUGUUGGAAAAAUCCUUAGUGUGCCACUUUGAAGGUCAUAAUAAGCUGAAAGAGCCAGACAUCGAAGGAAAAUACCUUGGUAAACUUGAUGUUUCUGGGAUGCUUGAUCUAUCAGUGGAUGGGGAUGAUGCUGAUGAAGAAGAUGAGAACAGUGAUGAUUCUGAGGAUGAUAUGAGAACUUUCCACUUGCAUGGACUUAGCUCUGACAGCGAUGAGGAAAUUGUCCAUCAAGUACCGGUGAUCCUUACUGAUAGGGAUGAUGGCAAACAUCUAAGAAGCUUGUUAAAACAUCCGAAGCCACCAGGGCAGAACAACCCUUCUGAAAACUUUAUGAAGAAUGAGAGGAAAGCCGUAACGUUCUUUGAUGAUGUCACAGUCUAUCUUUUCGAUCAGGUAUCUGAUGCUUUUCUCAUUAUUUGUUCUCUAAAAUGUAAGUGCCUGCUGGUGGUGGAAAGGUCACAAUCAAUUUGGAAACCUUGGGCUCACUGUGGCAAAUGGAAGUUUGUGCAAGGAUAAUAAUAAUAAUAAUAAUAAUAAUAAUAAUAAUAAUAAUAAAUUUUAUUUAUAUCCUGCCCUCCCCAGCCGAAGCCGGGCUCAGGGCGGCUAACAACAAUCAAACAAUCAAAUAAUCCAACAUUCUAAAAACAUUUCAUUCUAAAAAUUAAUUAAAAUCAAAUUAAUGGCAACUGUUGAGCAAAAUUCUGUGCAGGUUGCCAGAGGAGGGAGUCAGGCUGGGCCCUGACCAAAGGCCUGGUGGAACAACUCUGUCUUGCAGGCCUUGCGGAAAGAUGUCAGGUCCUGCAGGGCCCUAGUCUCUUGUGACAGAGCAUUCCACCAGAUUGGAGCCGCAGCUGAGAAAGCCCUGGCUCUAGUUGAGGAGGGGAGGAGAAGACAGAAUAGCCACAUAAUCUCAGAGGCCAGAGUUUUCAUAAUCUUUCUUAUGCAAAUAUUUUGUUGCAGAAAAAAAACAUAGAAUCUAAAUAUUGUGUGUUUGCGGGAGUUCACGAUAGAGAUUAAGAGAAUCUCAGGUCGGGGAGAGUGCUGUUAAGCUCAGUUUCCCUUGGACUUUUGGUUGGCCACUGUGAGAACAGGAUGCAGGGCUAGAUGGGCCACUGGCCUGAUCCUGCAGACUCUUCUUGUGUUUUCAAAAGCUGUGCAAGUAAUGGAUAUGCACACUGAUCACAGUAAGCCAUAAAAAGAUGUGCUCAAUUUGAUUGCGCCCACUCUGCUGUCUCUGGCUUAGCACGAUGUCCAAAGUACAGAUUGCGGUUCUGCUCUGAUGACUUCCUUUUGGAUUGAAACAAACCUUCAUUUGGGUGUAAUGCUAAAGCCAGAGAUCGUGAUUUGUUUCCUCUUCAUACAGUUUGGUGCUUUCACAAUAAAUCAUUGCCACAACACGUAAGCUGUGUUAAAUCAUAAAAGAAAGUGAAAAGCCUGAAUUCCUGUUGUCCCACAUGAUUUUUAAGGGUUUGAACUAAGAUGGACGAGUGGAGUUGAUCGUUCAUUCUAAAAUAAGAGCAUCAUAGAACAAGUUUAUCAGCUCCUCGAUCUAUCCUGUUUAGUCCAUACCUCGUUUGUACAGAGGUAGGUAAAUACAAUUAAAUAUAACUAAAAUAUUCAGAUUACCUGUAAUUUUCCUAGUCAGUGUCCCACUAAGAAGUGGCCUUCUAUAAAGAAAUAUAUCAUCCUGAGCCAUGCUGCAUUAACUGCAUCAAACUCGCCUCCUAAUUGCACUAAAUGGCAAUGAUUUAAGCAAAGAAGCACAUGGGGAUCGAAACAAUUGGUGGUUACUGUAACCUACAGUUGUGAUUGUGAAGAACACUGGGGUUGCCUGUAGUUCUUUGAGUUAGAACGGUUGUGUGUGUACACUCCCUCUCCCUCUCUCUGAAAAUAGUUGACCUACUUUACAGAAGUCCAAGGUUGUGUAUCUAGUUCCUACUUCUGUAAUAAGAUAGGCCACAAGGUGCCUUUUAUACCUUGUGGGAAAGCAAACUAGCACAGCAAAUUGAGGCCUUUAAUUAUAUUAAAAAAGCAACAAAACAUAAAAAAACCAAACGUCUAGAAAUGAACGAUGAUUAGGUUUGCGGAAUGGUGCAGAGUUUCUUAACUUUUGAGUGCUGUCCAAAAUAAUUGAGUUAUGUUUUACCAAGAUCUUUUGGUCUGUUGAUCCACACAAAAGGUUUUAUACGGUAGGAAUCUUUUUGGUACUUGGGGGUGCUGUAUUGUGGGAGCUGUGGUUCUUUCUGGAAGUCCGGCCACAGAAGAUGUUGCUGCUGUUGGUAACCCUCCCCGUGUAUGGUGAUUCCCCAUACCAGAAGUUUCCCCAUCAGGCAAUUGGGUUUGAAGAUGCCUUUAUUUUGAGCUGAAGGUGAGUGUAUGGGAUCCCCCUGCUGACUUUCAGCCCUGGCUGCACCUAUUUUUGCGUUAGCCCUGCCCACUUCAGGCUUGCAGCCCCUGGAAAUAAGAGUACGGUAAAUGCCAUGCAGUAACAACGGUAAACAGUUGUAAAAUGAAAUGCAUGAUGAUGCAGUUGCUAGCUAGAUAGCUCAGUUGGUUAGAGCGUGGUGCUGAUAAUGCCAAGGUUGCAGGUUCGAUCCUCAUAUGGGACAGCUGCAUAUUCCUGCAUUGCAGGGGGUUGGGCUAGAUGAUCCUUAGGGUCCCUUACAAUUCUAUGAUUCUGUGAACUCGGUGGGUAGUACAUCAACAUCCCCACCCCUAUGCCCCCAAACCAAGAAAAUCUGGGCUGCUUUGAAAUACCACACUGUAGAUCUUCAAUAUGGUUUCAACUGGUGAAGCACCACAUGCAUACAGUAAUGGAAGUAAUAGUAUUUCUUUGGAUUAUUUUUUAGGAAACACCAACCAAAGAGCUCGGAAAUCGUGCUACAGAAUCAAACCACUCGGAUUCUGAUAACACUCCUGUUCCUGCUUCAGGCCCUGGUUACUUGAAUAAAUUUACAAAUUCAGAAAGUUCUACAGAUGAAGAAGGUACUUAAUAUUUGGCUUGCAAGUUUAAGUGUAUUCCUUUAUAAAAUUAACAUACAGAGUUCCCAAGCGAAACAAGUACGUUUUCUUCCACUCGUUUCUUUGCUUGAAUGCUUGUUCUAACUGACCAUGUUCAUCGGUGAUGUACAUAACUUUGAAUUUUGUAUUACGACCAAUGAUUAAUCUAAAACCAAGCUUGCUUCAGUUUAAUCCAAUUGCAGUUUCCCAAUAAAGAUGUUGGUGUUACAGUGAUCUUAAAAGGAGGACCAUGGCUUAGUAGCAGAGCUUUGCAUGCAAAAGGUUUCUGGUUCAACUAACGACAUCUCUAGAUUGGAUAGGGAUAGUAAUCUUGUCUGGAAGCCUAGAGAGUUGAUGCCAGACAGUUCUGUGUCAGAUAUGCCAAUGGGGUAUCUCAUUAUGAGGCAGCUUCCUCUGUAUAGAUAGGAUAACCACCCUUACUUUGUUUUAACUGUGGUUUCCUUUCACUUGUGAAGCUUCUGUUGAUGCGUUUAGAAUUUGCUUGGUCACCCACUCUAUUGACUAUAUGAACAUAAAGGACAAAGCUCCGAAAUAACUUUUAAAUGUUGAUCACAUGCUGAACAGAAAUUCCACUUUUCAGUGUAAAUAUUCAGAUUUAAGUUUAAAUUUAAGGAAGUGUGGUGGUCUGCAAGGAGAAACCCAAUCAGAAGAGUUUGUUCUUUGUAUACCAUCCAUCCCUAACAAAGAGAAUAUAUAAGGGAAUCUGGUGACAUAGUCUGUGCUUCACUUUGCAAAAAUCAGUGUCAUGCAUCACCUUAUUUUUUUUAUAGGCCCCUAUUUUGCCCAUGUGUCUACCUAAGGAUUCAAAAAUCUGGUUUUGUGCUCUUAGAAGUAGGAAAAUAUAGCAUGUGUGUGCUCCAUUAUCAUAUGUCCAAUUUUGCAUACAGUUCAUCUGCUUCAGUUGAUGCAUUUAAAGAUUUCUGAUACUGGCUAUAAGCCUAAUCCACAGAGAAUGUUCUCUGAACUAAUUGCAAGUUCCAUUCCCUGGAGAUUUCGGCAUUUUCUCCAGAUUUUUAUUUUAUUUUAAUGUGUGUGUGUGUGAUUUGUUCCAGGUGGGGGUUUUGAAUGGGACGACGACUUCUCUUCUCCAGAGCCCUCUUUCAUAGCAAAGGCAGCAAACAGCCUAAUUAGUUCCAAGCCUUCUCUUCAGACCUCAAAGUACUUCUCCCCACCACCACUGCCUCGGAGCUCUGAACAAAACUGGUCAAAUCCUUUACCUUACUCCAGGUUCUCUAUCUCUCCAGCAAACAUUGCAAGCUUCUCGCUCACUCACCUUACCGAUUCUGAUAUUGAACAGGGAGGCAAGUAUUUUCCUUCAAGCACUCGUUUGUUACAUCAGUAUGGUUUUCGAGCAAUGCCUGCUCAAGCGAUUAUUAAAAGAUGAUAAAAUCUUGAGUAAGGAAAGUAGAUCUACCUUCUGCCCAUCCUUUUCCUAAAUAGCUGCUGCCUGUUGUUGUUCAUGGCUCUCCUUUGUAAUCCCUGUGUAUUUGCCUUUCCUGAUUUAUACCUACUACUUCCUUUUCUUUGGCGUCAUAUUGUAGCUUGCCUGUAGAAGUGGCUUCACUGUGUGGCAAGAUGGAUGGAUUUUAGGUGGCAGAACAGAGAAUAAAAUCUCAGGUAGCUAUGUCUGGCCUAUGCAGCCCAGCCAGGUGGUUCUUUUGCCCAAUCUUCACUGGAAACGAAUAGGAGUGGUGCAAGCCCUGAACUGACUCUGUUUUGCCCAAAAGAAUUCCCAAGUCCUUUGGAAUUUAAAGCACACCAAAUAAGCAAGUUCACGACUGGCUAGAUUAUUAUUAUUUUUAAUCAUAAAACUAGGAUAUUUUUGAGCACCUAAAUGCCCCUGGUGCUUGUGGGUCCUUGGUGUUUGGUAUACGAACUUAUAUUAGGUUCAGCAGAGUGCUGAUUAGAUAGGAGUAUUUGCUUGUUUAUCAUUAAGGCCAGUGUUUAAAUAGUGCAGUUAGCUCUAUUAUGUCCUGACAUUGAACUGUGCGAUUUAGACAGUUGUGCCUGACAGACUUCCAGCUGUGUCCCUGGGGUUGAUUUCAUAACAGGAGAUGGAUAAUUCAGGUGCUUUUUAAACAUCAGAACCUCACUUUUGGAGGAGGGAGAAACGGCCCAAACUGCUGGGGCACUAUUAUGGUACAAUCUGUAUUUGAUUUGCACAAAAAUGCACCCGUGUUCUUUUAAAUACUUUCACACCCGCCUGCUGCAAUUUCAGCAGAGCUUGUCCAGGAAAAGGUCCCUGGGAAACAGGCCUUGAGAUGAAUCCACAGUCUGAAGGAACUCAUUCUGGAGGCAGAAUAUCCAAAGCCUCACCCUCUAAUAAUAGCCUUGUGUCUCUUAACAGGGAGCAGUGAAGAUGGAGAAAAAGACUGAAGCUUCUUCCCUCGGUGAAUGGUCAUCAUUUUGUGGGGGAGUCACUUCUGCUUUUUGCCUAACAGCCAAUAUUUUCAUUUUCAAAAACAACGACUACCCUCUUGCAUCUGAAAACAAAGCAGACCUGCUGAAAUCCAAUAAUCAAGAUGUUUGCACACUCUGAAGGCAAUGUUAGAUCAAGACCUGAACUUGAAGGUGGAUGUUACUUUUUGUAGUGUACUGUGGGUUUUUUUGAAAACUGGUGCAUUUUGCAUUUCCUUUAAAAAUAUAUAUCGUGCUAGCUUUCCCCUUCUCCCCCCUCUCCUACCCCCAAAGUACUUGAAGUAUCCUGCAGACAAUUUGUAACAAAUAUGUACAAGUUAUGCUCUGGUUUAUAUAUAGGAUUGUACCAUACCCUUUUGUAUUCUCAAUGUAUUAUCUCUAUGAACAUGUAAAAUUGUACAUAGCUGAGCAGAAGGUGGCUAUGUCACUUGAAGCUGCCUGACUUGAGAGCUGUUGUGUAGAAAGCCAUAUUUCAAAGACUUCACACCUUGCUUAGCUGCAGAUGCACUAGUAACUGCCCUUCCCAGGUCCUCCUGCAUUGUACAAAGCCAUUCUUCUUUGCUUCUUGAUUGAUGGAAGUUGUUGGGGUCCUUUACCUGCCUAACUGGUUUGCUUUGUGCUCCUGUGCCCCUUUUUUGCACAGCGUACUUGUUGGGGUGUACAGAGCUUGAGUCUUCCUGUUUUUAUAAUUUCUGGAGCUUUGUAUGCUGUCCACUUUUCUAAAGGGGCAAUUCACUUUCUUAUAUUCCCAUCUGCAGUACAGUGGUCGACGAAUUGACUUUUUAGUUAUAGUUGGCUAAAAAAAAAAUUGUGGUGUUGUAACAUUCUUCUGUUUGCUUCCCUCUGCACCCAAGACGUCUGGAAGACUCAAUGUCCGUGUGUGUGUGUGUGUGUGUGUGUGUGUGUGUGUGUGUCCUUAAAUGAUGGUCUUGGUUACUGGGUAACUUCUUGAAUCGCUCAUCUCAUCUUCAGGGAAGUGUUAACAUUUCUGCAGAUGCAAUGUAAAAGGGGAUGUGUUGACUCAUGCAGUUGCUCUUUCUCUUUGUGUUUGAAGUUGAGAUUCUCUAAAGAAGCAGCUUUAGCAGAGCAGGCGUCACCUGUGGAUAUUUGAGAACCAAUCUUCAAUAGGGAUUUGGGCCUUCUGUGCCAGCUGUAGUUGGCACAUACUGCAGGUUUCCAUGCAAAACUGGUAGUUCUAAUACCUUAAGGAUGGCUAAUAGAAACUUAAGGGCUAAUUGGCAGUGUGUUGUUAGACCCAGAUCUUCCAGAGCUUUUAAAUCCCUUGCCGGAGCCCUGUUCUGCUGAUGGAAAGCUACUCUGGCAUUCAUAAAAUAGGAAGGGGUUUAGUGUAUAGCUCUCCUAAGUGUGGUGAACUCAGAAUAUAAGCUGCAGGGUCGUCGUCCCCCGUCCCCCCAGUCUCACUCUUAAAAUGAGCACUUGAGCUGUAAAAUGUGUUUUGCAGCCUCAGCUUUGGCAGUGGAAGACAUGUGUAAAAAAAUGUUUUCUUUUGUUUUUUUUUUAAAAAUUAAGCUAUCCAGCUGACCUGCACAGGUUUCUUUCUGCUUCAGGUCUGAGGACAUCUGUAAAUGGCAUGAAAAUUGGUAGCUUUUAAACCUUCUCAUCAAAGAAUGUAUGAAAGUAUUGAGGGUUUUCCUUUGCCGUUCUCCUUCAGCCAGGCUGGUUCUCAUGAGCCCUGUGGAGGGCAGAAAUUGAAGUGCAUUAAAAUUGUGAGUUAUGGACUCCCCCAUUACACAAGGAACUCAUGUCUAAAGAAAAAAUAAUAGAACAGCUUGAGACAUGUAUUGCUUCAAGCAUUUGCCCGCAACAUGAUCUCAUGUGCCAAAGCUUGGAGAAAUGUCUGCUUGGAGUAACCCGCAAUGUUUGUUCUUGGAAGAGCAAAUUUUAAUGUGCACUGAAUUAAUUUUCAAAAUACACAUUACAACCUUGGGUCUAUUUGGAAUGGUUGUUCCUCUCUUGGACAGGCCUGAGUCAAGAAGGGAGAUUUUUAAAGUCGGAUUAGAUUGUUUUUCCCCCUCUUUCUGCUUUUUCUUAAUGCAAUAAAAUUAAAAGCAAGGAAACACAAAAGUGAACCUGCCCUACUGAGUUUUCAACAACAUAUGGAAUUGUGCAGCAGAAAGUAUAGGCCCCCUAACUUUGUAGUUUAUGACUUCAGACUUAGUUUAUGGCAAGGAGAUAAGCUGUGGCUCUCUAGAUGCUGUUGGACUCCAACUCCCAUCAGCCCCAGCCAGCAUAGCCAGUGGUUAGGGAUGAUGGGAGUUGUAGCCCUACAGCCUCAGGAGAAGAACAGCUUAGCCACCCCUGGUUAAUGGAAUAAAGGGGUGUAUUGGUAGUAUUCUUUGCUUUUAACCAAUAAUAUUUUUUUAAGUGUGAAAAUUAUGAAUACCCUAAUCUCACUUGUGUGCAUUCCUCAUGACUGUGUUUUUUCUGGGUGCCUGAGGCAUCUUCCUGCCCCCUUUUGCCAAAGAAUCGGCACUCCAGAGUCUCAUGCUGCAGACAGAAAUUGGCUUGCUUAGUCCUGGAUUGGAAUUCACACUGGGAAGUCACACAGUUUGGAGAUGCAGCCAACCACAAGCCUAACAUCUGGUGCAUUGAGUGGCUUCAGGGCUGUCGGGGGUGGGGUGGGACAGGCAUUAGAAAACACUUCCUGGAAUGGAUUCAUACGGCUGGCACUAAUCAUGAGGGAGGCUUUAAAAAAUACUGAUCUCCACAGACUGUGAUGGAACCUAACACACAUUUGUUGCUUUGGCCAUAUGAAAUGCAAACUCGCUAUCUCUGACGCUUGUUCUUCCACUCUGUGGUGAGAACCCAGAGUGCAUUUGUGUCAUUAGCAAGGCAGAAUUUCAGAGUAAAUCCCAUGAACACAAAACUCUCUCGUAGUGGGCAAAACGAUAUUGUGAGGCACCUGUAACUAACAAAAAGCUCUUAAAACGAGUGUAUUUUAAAGCUCUCUCACACACACAUGCACACAAAUCCAGGCUAGUAGCCCUAACACGUCACUUGAAGACCAAAUUUAUACCUUUUUAACCAUGUAGAGGUUUCUUUACUGCAUGGUUCACAAGCUGACUUCUGUGUCCUUUUUUGCACCUUAGUUACCCAGACGACAGUUGUGUGUCUUGCAAGAUUUGAGCAGGUUAGCAUUCGUUGUGAUGGUUUGGAGUAACAGUUCUCUUCAAGGGGGCAGCGGGGUGGGGUGGGGGGGUUGUAGAUUUCCUUCAGACUUUAAAGCCUGUGUUUUUAAAGGAGGAUAGUGACUUUAGGACCAGAUGUGCAAAUCCAAGAAUUAACACGAGGGAAUCUUAUCCCAACUUUGGCUGCUGCUGCUGCUGCUGCAUGUGUUUAGGGUUCCUGCUUCUCUCCCCUUCCCCUCUGCCCCCCAGUAGAUCGCCUGUACAUUUUAAACAGCUGCAUGUUAAAUCUUUUAGCAAGCAAUUCCACCCUGACCCACACCCCAGUUUUAAGGACGAAUUGCUAGGAAGAAACUUUAUCUUGUAAAGUUCUCCUCCUGUGUUUCUUCUGAAGGCACCAGAGCCCAGCCAGAAAAUUUUGGCUGUUGAAGGGGUCUCUCGUCUUUGCUGCUCCAAGGUGAGGAGGAAGAGUCACUUGGGGAACAGAGCAAGGCAUUAGCAAUAGCUUAUUUAACACUAAAUUUUGCGGGGUUGUUAAGAAGCCCUGGAACCAGGAGCAGCAGCACCACAAUUGCACGAGUGCAGCUGUGCUCUUGCUGUCCCCCUGCAGGGGCCGUGGGGCGUGCAUGUGUUUUGUAAAUUGGAGCUGGACUUCUCAUAAUGGCCAGGGUAGUGUAGCAGUUCAAAGAGGCUCAGGCUGAAAGAUGGAUGGUGGUAUCCAAAGCCACUUGUACUCAGAGUAGACCCACUGAAAGUCAGUCAAAUUCAUUCAUUCCAAUGGAUGUAUACUCUUGAGUUGGGUUAUCUUUGGAUACAACUCAGUAGGUCAUACGUUCCCUCACCUACAUCCCACCCCUGUAAAGUAACAUUUGCAAUGCAGCAAUUCAAAAUGAAGGGAGUUUUAAUUGAUAAAUAAUUUUCCAAGUUCUGUGCACAAGUGAGAAGGGGAAAGCCACCGCUUUUAUUGGAAAUGAAUGGAUUCUCUUUUUUUUAAAAAAAAACACACACUUAAUGAAGCACUAAUGAGAGCCAUUCAUGCCUACUUUUUAAAAAUCAGUAUUUUAGAUUGAUUUAUAUGCAAUUCUGAUCCUUUUGUCUUUUUUUGAGAGGGAGACAGCUUAGUUAGGAAGGGUUUUUUGGCAGGGGGUAGACACAAUUAUGCACUCAGUUUAAAAUUGCAUUGCGGGUAAAAUGGCUAUUUAGAUUGGAAGGUGGAAUUGGAAACUUAUUAGCCUUAUAAGAAAUAGCCUUAAAAAUAAGAAUGGAGUGUAAAAAAUAAAAAUAAAUAAAUUCAGCUUUAAGUUGUAUAAAAUAACCUUUCUUUAAAAAUAAUAAUCAAGUCUUUAAGGGCAAAUUGUUAAGAUGAGAGGACAGAAGAGAGGAGAAAGUGUUCAGUACCACCAGCCCGGUUUUUGUUUUUAUUUUCAAAUGAAACUUGAAUGAGUUUAAGAUGUUUGGUUCCAUUUAAUAAAUCGUCUGAUCUUACACAGUGGUAGCUGUCACCUAAUGGUAAAUGGUAUCUGUGUGUAUAUACAAUGUUUUACUCUAUUUGUAAAUGAGGAAAUUUAUGUUACAAAAUCAUAGGGGAGAGGUUUUCCUAUUGGAAAUUUAAUACAGGUAUGAGGUUUAUGGCAAUAUUCUAGUCAAUGAAAUUUCAGGUCGAAUUUGUCUUUAAAUUGUGUAAAUUUUAAAACUGUAAUAUUUCUACUGUACAUUGAUCAUGCAUAGUGUGAUUCAAGACUGCUUGUAAUUUAAAGAACCUUAUUUAAUAUGCAAAAUAAAAAUAAAGGUAUAUAUUUAU
Messenger RNA from Podarcis lilfordi (Lilford's wall lizard), 45605 nucleotides. Lineage: Eukaryota; Metazoa; Chordata; Lepidosauria; Squamata; Lacertidae. The record is from the annotation of a GenBank genome assembly.